AUGUUUCCCUGCUGUGGUCUAGUAAUAGUUUGCUCAAAGAAGCCAGGUGAGAGUUUUGUCUCCAUCCGUUUGUAAGAUCUGCAGAGCAAUGCUUAGAGUGGAAAUACAGUUUUACUAAGGGAAAUUCUGCACUAAUGUUUUGCAUGAAUGUAGCAGUGGCUAAGCAUAGCUUUAAAGUGACACUCCAAGCCCAAAACACCUUAUGGUACUGACAUAGUUACGGGUUAGGGUGAAAUGUCCCAUAUUUCCUAUCUACUUAUAACUCCAGUGAUUUGCUAACAUAACUACAUCCCAUCACUCAGAUUUGUCACAAGAAAUAGUUAUGGUUCACCCUGUCUGUAUAAGUGCUUGUGGGGUACCUGCUUCCUUUGUGACCAUAUGGCUUGUAUGUCCUUCCCUUAUCAAGCUGAAGUGCUCUUUGGGUUCGGAAGGGGUUACUUUAACAUAGCCUGCAUGUGCUGGGGAAUAACACUGCCCCACAAUGAUCUAAACACUCAUUUGAGCAAGGUAUAAUCUCCACGUCAAGUGUCUGAUAUUUAUAAAUGCUAUAUGAAUGUAUUUGACAACAAGUAAAAGUUGCAAAACAAAUUAGAUAUAGCGUAAAGAGUCACAUUCACCAAGGAAAACCCUGUACAACGCCACCGCAUUUUUUUCAAUUUGUUUUUAAAAACUAGUUUUGCGGUGAAGAACUAAAGGCAUUUUUGAAAUGUUAAAGCUAUUCAAUAGUCUAAAUUAGAAAGAAAUACCAGUCAGGUUACUUUUGAAAAGAAUGCGUGGAACAAUGCAGGGUGGAUCACCAAAGUUUCUUAAAUAAACCUCUCUUGUAGACCAGGGUGUUAACUGAGAAAUUGAUUCUUGAUUUUUUUUUUUCCCAAUUGCUUACCAGCCAAAACUGAGGAAAAUUGAACAAUUUGUGUCUUAGUCACAUUGUGCUGGGUUUGUGCUUUUGUUUUCCCCUCACAUAUCUAAUAAAUGUGCCCAAUAAGUAUCAGACCCCUGCUAUACUCAGCACACACCUUAUGCUCCCACGCCAUGUGAUUGCCAGACUGUGGAGCACCAACAAGUGUACAGAAUGUUCUGCCGGUAGCCAGUGGCAUAAGCGCGGCAUCCAUCAGAGUGCUGUAGCUUGCGAUCUGGCCUGGUCAAUGACCUGCACGAAGUGUUGCGGACUAGUCCUCGUGCCGCCGUGCUCCUUAGGUUAGGCUUGUCUUAUAGUGGAAGUGGGUGUUACUGCCAGGGGUUGUGACAGGUAUUGAAAGUGUGAUGUGGGGCGGGGGAUGCUCAGUAAUACUGUUCUGCUUGUUCCAUCAUGUUGUACCCAUGUUUUGCUUAUAAACUUCAAUAUUGUCUACCUGGUAUCUGACUUUUGGCCUGAUCUCUGUUGAUGAACUGCUGCUUGACCUGACUUUUUGCUGUCUUGACUAUGUCUCUGCCUCAUCCAUAUUGGUACUUCACCUUGAUUUUUUUCCUCAGUCCAAGUGAUCAAGCGCUCCUGCAGAGUGUAUAGCUGUCUCACCCAAACACUAGCCAAUACUUAAUAAAGGGUGAAUAAGAAGUGAUUUUAUUGAACACAACACAGGUGUAUAUAAAGGAGUAAUCACAACGGGGGGGGGGUCAUCAAACAAAACAAUACAAGUCACUACUUGGAGUCUUGGUGUCUAGGACAGAAUUAGGUCAAGAGUCCAUAACUUAAUUACCUGCCUGACUCAGUGGCGGAUCCAGGGGGGGGCAACGGGGCAAUUGCCCUCCCCGAGAAAUCCGCCGGUCUCCCUCCUCUGCCAGCAGCACAUGCAGAUGCUAGCCCUGAAGUGUGCCUGUGGACCGGGGGGGAGAUCAGAGAUCUCCCUCCCCGGUCCGCAGGCACUGUGCUUACAGCCGGCAGGGGAGGGAAAGGGAGGAGAGAAAGGACCCGGGAGCUCAGGCUGCAGCUCCUCCGGGUCCUCCUCUCGCGAGAUUUGAAGCGUUGCCACGGUUACCACGGCAACGCUCCAAAUCUCGCAAGAGUGAACUCUAGCCCGGGAGCGCCGGCUAGAGUUCACUCUCACCACCUGACCACCAAUGAAUCGCCCGCCCACCGGACCACCAGGGAACGAAAUAUGUCCCCCCUCCUCCCCAGUAAAGGUAAGAAGGGAGGGGGGACAUAGCAUAUUUAUUUUAAUUAAAUUAAAAAAAAUAUAUUAUAAAAAAAAAAAAAGCCACACACACAUUGCCCCCAAUACUGCCACCCCCAUUCACACAAACUGCCCCUAUACACCUGCCCCAUACACACAUACUGCCCCCCCAUACACAUACUGCCCCCCAUACACACAUACUGCCCCCCCAUACACACACUGCCCUCCAUACACACACACCCCACAUACACACAUACUGCCCACAUACACAAACUGCCCCUAUACACACAAAAUGCCCCUCAUACACACACUGCCCACACACACACAUACUGCCCCUCCCAUACACACAAACUGCCCCAAUACACACAAACUGCCCCCAUUCACAAAACUGCCCCUAUACACAUGCCCCACACACAUACUGCCCCUCCAUACACACAUACAGCCCCCAUACACACACUGCCCCCCAUACACACACUGCCCCCAUACACACACACACACUGCCCCACCAUACACACACACUACCCCCAUACACACACUACCCCCCAUACACACACACUACCCCCAUACACACACAUUGCCCCCCAUACACACAUACUGCCCCACAUACACACAUCCCCACAUACACACACUGCCCGCCAUACACACAAACUGCCCCCUAUACACACAAAAUGCCCCUCAUACACACGCACUGCCCCCACAUACACACGCUGCUCCCCAUACACACAUACUGCCCCCCAUACACACAAACUGCCCCCCAUGCACACACACUGCAACUAUUACACACACACACUGCCCCCCCAUACACACACACUGCCCCCAUACACACACAUACUGCCCCACAUACACACAUCCCACAUACACACACUGUCCCCCCAUACACACACACUGCCCGCCAUACACACAAACUGCCCCCUAUACACACAAAAUGCCCCUCAUACACACAAAAUGCCCCCACAUACACACACUGCCCCCCAUACACACACACACUGCCCCUAUACACACACACAUACACACGCUGCUCCCCCAUACACACAUACUGCCCCCCAUACACACACACUGCAACUGUUACACACACAUACUGUCCCACACAUACACUGCAUCCCUGACAUACACUGCCACCCUCACUCACACACUACAACCUUCACACACACACACACACUGCACCCCUUACACAUUGCACCACUCACACACAGCACUGCUCCUAUGCCCUACUACAGCCCCAUUCCCAGCAGAUCUCAGGUAAGUUGUCAAACUGUUCUUAAACGGUUUGACUACUUACUGUGGGAGGGGGUCCCGGCACUAUUGACACCAUAACCACUACACUGAGCUUUAGUGGUUAUUGUGUCUGGAUUAUUUCUUUAACCCCUUAAGGACACAUGACAUGUGUGACAUGUCAUGAUUCCCUUUUAUUCCAGAAGUUUGGUCCUUAAGGGGUUAAAUAAUCUACAAGUGCCCCUCCCGAGAUCAGGCUCUGGAUCCGCCACUGGCCUGACUUCAAGAUCCGUUGCACAAUAGCUAUUGUAUAAUAAAUACAAAUAUAACCUUUUAUACACACAGACACGCUAACACAAUUAUCUCCCAUUGUAGAAGAAAACUCCUAAAACACAUAUAAUAAUAUACAGCAGACAAAAAGGGGUCUCUGGAAUAAUGGGACAAUACCCUUUGCCCUUCUUAGUCAACAACUGUCAGGAUUAAAGUUGAUCCAGCACUCAGAAUUGUAUCACACCUAAAGACUAAGGAUAACGUCUAACCGGACGUUAGAAUGGCCGGACUUAACUUACCCAAGAAUAGUCAAAAUACUUUCAAAGCCAGAAGUCAUGGAUACCAGGGACGUCAAAACAAAGCCAAAGUCAAAUACCAGAAAAAACACGAUCAGGAACACACCGUGACAACAACAAGGAAUAGGGAGGGGAGGAGAAUAACAAACAAAUAAAUAACACACCCUGUACCUAUAAUGGGCACAGGAUGACUAAAACAUAGGAGUAAUCUUGGGUUCUACAUAAAAUGUCCAUCUUUGGCUCGCAGUGAUGGUGACUACAAUCACAUGUGCCCAGCUCCAUGUAUCAUAUCUCUAUUUUUUUCUCAGCUCUAUUUGUGGUAUGCUCUGUAUUGUACUCAGCUCUAUGAAUUUUAUAGAUCUCUUUUUGUUGUGCCCAGCUUGUUUAAUUGUAUGGACAUAUCUGUAUCUCUGUACUGUGUGUAGGGGGUAGUAAAAUUCGGUGGGAGGUGUCUGGUGCCCCACCAUCUUAAAACUGCACCAGCUGCCUCUGGUUUUCAUGAUGUUUCCAGAACUCUUCAAUGGCAUUAUUUUCCCAAACCAUACAAGUCAUGUGUUUAUAUGUAUGUAACUAUCUGUGUGUCUUGGGUACUAAAUCAUCUACUUUGUUUGUUUUCAAUCUCCAGUCCCUCUCAAGGGGAUCUCGGUUGAUGUCCAAGUGAAAGGCUUUGUGGCCGAUGUUUCUGCAACUCUGAAAUAUAAGAACGUGGAGGAGAAUGCAGUGGAAGCUCUCUUUGUGUUCCCUAUGGAUGAUGACUCCGCUGUGUACAGUUUUGAGGCGACGGUGGAAGGAAAGAAGAUUAUAGCAGAUAUUCAGGAGAGAGAGCAGGUAACGUUGACAUCAGAUAGAGAGAUCAUGAAGGGCUAUACAAUUUCUAAUAUUAACAAAUAAAGCACAAAUUGGGGAUGUAUUAGUUUUCUAUAUCUGUCUCCUAGGCUCGGAAAACCUACGAUGAAGCUAUUAGCAAGGGGCAACAGGGGUUCUUAUUGGAGGAAGACAAGAGCUCUGGUGACAUCUUCAGCUGCACUGUGGGGAACCUACUCCCUGGUCAGGAGGCUGAGGUGACACUAUGCUUUGUUCGGGAGCUGCCAGUGGAGGCAGAUGGAGCAGUGCGCUUUGUAUUGCCAGCGGUACUCAACCCCCGAUACACUCCAAAAGGUAGUAAAUUGUUUCUUGUAGCCUGGAGGUUCAAGGUUUAUAUCCAUUGGGGUUUUCUAAGUUUUAAUUAUUCAGGAGACUUUACAACUUGUGUUUCUCUUCCUCAAUCAUAUGUAACUUUUUUAUAUUUCUGGAACAGUUCGGUUUGUUUGCUCCACAGUUAUAUCCAUUGUUGAUUUAUAUCAGGCAGCUUUGAACCCCUGGAUAUUUAAGUGAAUACAGAUCUCCUGAAUUCUUGUAGAACAGUGCUGCUACUUACCCGAGGGCAUACCUGUGGACACUGGGAACCGACUCAUACUGGCCAUUGGGAAAUGCCCGGUGGGCUACUAUGGCAAUGGUUCGUGCCGACAGGGCAGAUUAGAAGAUCUCGUCUACCAGCCUAUGCAGAGUCUGCACUAUCCAAGUGCCAGUCCUGCUGCCUGCCAUGACGGGCCAGUGGCAGAUCUAAGAUCUCCAUCUCUCACCAGCCCACAGACUCUUGAAUGCAGAGAGGAAAAAGAGCAGAGAGCUCUAGCCUCCAGGAGGAUUUGCAGGCUAGCGUUCACUCACCACCAGACCACAAGGGUUUGCAGUGUCCGCCCUCCCUGAGAAGGUAAGAAGGAAGGGGGUUUGUACAGUUUAUUUUAUUAAUUUUAAAAUAUAAAUAUAUUUAAUUUGCUCCCAAAUACCCCCUUACACACACACAACACCUCCCAACACAUUCACAAACUGCACCUCAUACACACUGUACCCCUCACACAUACACACUGCACCCAUGAAACACAUACACUGUACCCCUUCAUGCACACACUGCACCCAUCAUGCACACAUUGAACCCUUCACACGCACAUUGCUCCUCUCAAACAUAUUGCACCCUCUCACGCACACACUGCACCCCUCUUACACACUGCCUGUAAACACUACAUCCCUUAUACACAGACUCUUCAACUUAAACGCACUACAUUCCAGACACACACACACUACAACCCUUAUACACACACUUCAUCCCUUAUACAAACUCUUGAUCCCCUACACACACACUAGACCCUCUAUAUACAUAAACAAAACAGCCCCUUUCUGGCCCUGCCCCCUUUUCACUGGGCUGCUGUGAUUAUAAAAUGCCUGAGUCAGUUUGUUUCCCAGUCUGGCCCUGCUGGAAAAUAUAACCUACUAGGAACUGUAUAUGUAUGGAGUAAGACCAUUACAUAUGGCUGAUAGACAGUACAUUGAGUCAUAAUAAACAUAUUAAUUUAGAAUUGCUGUAAUGCAAAUCAUAAUUAAACAUAAGUACUCAACAGGUUAACACACAGAAAAAACAGAUCAUAGUGUAUAAAAAUUUACAGAGAAUAAAAAAUAGGCGAGUACACUCACAAACGUAGAGCCAGCCGACUUAGCUCUCAGUGGUCAUGCCUGCAGAUGAUUAAAGGCCAACCUACUGCCUACUCAUACUCACAAAGGAAACAUUUCCUCCAGAUCAGUUUGAUGGAACAUUAAGGGAAUAGUGCAGUAUGUCUGUCUGUCUGUAGGUCAAAUACGAGCUCAGCUUUACGUCACUUUGAGCUGGUAAUUCCAAGGUACAACUUAAGAAAAGCCUCCAAAAAUUUCCAAGAAUGCAAAGCAGGUAAGUGUACUUGGUAUAAAGAUAUUUGAUAAAAUACAAAGAUAAUAAAAACAGAAAUAGCCAAAACGCAUAUCGCCUCGGUCUCUUGGCAAUACACAUCAAAUGGUAGGAAAGUAUAAAUGGAGCAAUCAUGUACACCUUCUGAUCGACCAAGCUAGUUUGGAAGGGAUAUGAGUCCCUGAAGCCGAUCUGAAAAUAUACAUAGAUCUCUAUAAAAUAUAUGGUGUUGUCACAAAGGAAACCUAUCCUCCAGAUCAGUUUGAUAGAACAUGAAGGGAACAGUGCAGACUGUAUAAUAUAGAUGUAUGUAUGAAAAAAAUUGUUCAAUUUGCAGGAAUCUGAGCCAAAUAGAGACUCAGCCUUGGGUCACUUUGAGUUGGUAAUUCCAAGGUACACCAGCAGGUAAGUGUACUUGGUAUAAAGAUAUUUGAGAUAAUACAAAGAUAAUAAAACCAGAAAUAGCGAAAAUGCAUUUCGCCUCUGUCUUUUGAGGCUUCCUCAUUUGGCAAUACACAUCACAUAGUAGGAAACACUUAUGUACAUACAACUAUAUAACAAUAACUGUCACGGGUUGUAGUGUCCCUUGGUCGAUGCUUCUCUCAUCCUCUGCUGGUCCUGGAUUCAGCUACAGCAUUCAGUGAUUCUAGCCUUCUGUAACCUUGUAAAAUUCCCCAAUAUAGUGGACAAGAUCAGUCGUAUUGGGUAAAAGUAGCAAUCUGAACUCUGCUUCUUAUGCAGUGCCCAUAGCAUGGGGUUUCUAUACAAAAUCACAGGUAUUUCCUUCCCACAAGCCAUUGUGUUUGAGAGAUAAUUGAGCUCCAAUUAUCUCUCAAAUAGGAAGACUUAUAUACAAUUUUUCAUAUCACAAAAAUACAUGACAACAGCAUCGGAACCCCACAAAAAUUAUAUUCCUGAGUAGCCCCAAUCUGAGCACACAACAUAUCCAAAAAGCGCUCAUAUCGGUUUGGUAAAACGAAAGUUAUGUUCGUGCCUAUAUGAACUGGCUGCCUGGUAGACGUGGUAUUGUCAAUUUCAAAAGGGGUUAAUUUGAUUUGUUUGGGAGGUCAGAGCUUACAACCUAAAUUCCUCUUUGAAGCUGGGACCCAAGCAGAGUCUGUAAGGUGUGAGAAGUCACACAUAAGUGGCCUGGAAGUCUGGUUUCAGUAUAAACUAACUCUCUCAUUUGUCAUAUGGCUUGGUGUCUGUGACAUAAUUGGGUCAAGACAUGAUAACAUAAUUGUCUGCUGGACACCAAGACACAUAGCACAAUGGCUUUUACAUAAUACAAUUAACACAAUAGCUUUCAUCCAGCUCAAAAUUUUACAUAAUAACUCAAUGUUAAGAACGCUGGUAUGUCAGACACCCGUUCGCUUCCAGUUCCUCCCGAACUGCUAAAAGCUGAGUGAUUAUAGCUUGCAGUUCGGGUGUUGAUUCAAACGUUCUCCAGAAGAAAAUGCAGUGUCCAAGUAAAUUCUCCCAGCAAUCAGACGCAUACCCAAACAUCAGGCUUAACUAGAUGAAGGGUAUAAAAGGAAUUAAUUUAUUCAGGCCAACUGGACGGUUUAUAUGCAAGUCCCCAUGCAAGGGGUAUGGGUUUACUGUGACAUAUUCCAGGGGCAUUCCCCACUGGACCUGAGAGGGGACUAUGACAAAAUACAUACUGUAACUACAUUGGCUCUCAGGUCCAAAAUAUUCCCACACAAAACAAGAUAAUCCCUCCCCUGUGCCUGUGAGUCAGGAAGUGUACUAAACUCAAUUAUCUCCAGGCACUAAAAACAUUUUAAUAACACCCCAAAAUACCCCCAAAACAACAACAGCCACAUCCCCUGAUAGUCCUGAUCUGGGGGACCAACAUAUCCAGAAAUCACCCAGGUUGGUUCAGAGGUUCGGGAUUUCCAUGGAAGUCAUAUUUUGACCGACCAUACACAAAGUCUUAUACCCAAAAUAGUUCCACAGUUUCAGAGGUAGUGGUUGGUCUAUUUCGGCGAGUUCUAAAACCGAAAAAAUCCACUAACUGCUCCCCUGGCUCAUGGGUAGCAUUUGUUCCCCUUGUUCGUGGGAACAAACCUACCGAAUAGCGCUCUCCUGGCUGGUCGGUGAAAAGAAACAGGCGUUCGCAAAGUUGACCGGCGUUCGGGAAGUCGAGUGUCCGAUUUUAGUUCCAGACACUCAACGACCAAGUCCCGCUGUCUCUUUUUGUGCGACAAGAUGGCCAUAUGAACAGCGUCCACAUAGAGAGAGCACUUAAUCUGCCAUUACCUUUGUAGUUAAUGAGCCGGGGGGGUGUUCGGUGUUCGGUAGUUUUAUCUAGUGAACAAGAAAAAUCCAAGUUAACGAACAAAACAGGGUGAUUUCUUCACAUUGAUCCCUCUUGGUUCUAUCGAUCGGCAUACCUGCCUAGACCCUGCCGAGUUCACUUGGGGAUGUCUGGGUAAGUCAGUCAAGGUUCCCACUCUGUUUUCCGGGAUAAACCAUCUGCAUUGCCGUCCUGUUUGCCUGGCCUGUACUGCAUGGUGAAAUUGUAGGGUUGCAGGGCCAGGCUCCAGCUUAACAAACGGGGAUUGUCUCCAGCGACUCUGUUUAACCAGAUGAGAUGUUUAUGAUCUGUCAUUAAAGUAAAGGGACGGCCGUAGAGGUAGGGUUAUAAUUUCUUUAAUGCCCAUACAAGAGCCAGGCAUUCCUUUUCACGGUGGCAUAGCUGACCUCUCUGGGUAAUAGUUUCCAGCUGAGAUAUGCCACCGGGUGUUCCAUCCCGUCAUCCACCACUUGACUCAACACGGCUCCAAGUCCAAACAUGGAGGCAUCUGUGUGGACAAGAAACUUUUUAGUAUGGUUUGGGGCAGCCAACACAGGUGCCUCGCUCAGCACCGCUUUGAGUUUCUGAAAAGCUGCCGCAUACUCCGGGGACCAUGCUACCUGUCUGGGAAGGGACUCUUAGUCAGGUCUGUGAGGGGUUUGGCCAAGGCGCUGUAUCUGGGGACAAAAUUGCGGUAAUAACACGCAGUCCCUAGAAAUGCUAAUACUUGCGUUCUGGUCCGGGGCUGGGGCCAAUUCGCAAUCGCUUCCACUUCAACUGGUUUGGGCCGAACCCUACUUUAUGGCCGAAGUACUGUACCUCGGCCAUGCUUACAAGGUCAGGGUGAGCCGGUCAUGUCCAGCUAAGGGUAUAUCAUGGCUGAGCUUAAGUAGCUCUGCCCUAUGUUUACAAGGUACUACUAAUUGAUUUUUAGGGAUCUGCGCAGCCCCACUCCCAACUCCCCUGGUCACCCUGUAUAGCAGACCCUUCUCCCACUUAAACCUCUCCUGGGAAAUAUCUCCAUGGCGGGACGCUGCCUCCUUUCUGUACCCCUCUAGUGUGGGGUCUACCUUCUGCUCCUGCUCAAAACCCUGGGGAGUACCCCAGAAUGGGGUAGAGGCGUCGGUUAAGGAAGGGAUGGAGGGUCCUACCUGAGGUUCCUCGGAGUACGCUGGCUCCCCCUGGAGGGCUUGAGACCGAGUCGUCACGGGACACGUCUCCUCUGGUUCAGGCUGGGCAAGCUGGGAGGUCAGGCAACCGAGGCCAUUCCCCCAAAGCACUUUGGCCGGUAAUUCCUGCAUGAUGCCCACUUCCAAGUGUUUAGCUCCUGUACCCCAGUUAAGGUGUACCGGAGCAGUGGGUAAUUUGUGAAUGGCACCUCCAGCUACUCGGACUGCCACGGUCCUGUUGUUCCGGGCUUGGGCUUGAACUUUGUGGGGUUGUACCAGGGUGAGAGUGGUGCCGGUGUAUCUUAAGGCUCAGGCCUCCUGCCCGUCCAUGGUGCCCCUGAUUGCCACCUGCUGCUUGGACUGGGUUGGCUUCGUGUAGUACCAUCCAUUGCUCUUCGCUGUGCCCUUGUGCCUCGAGUGCCUCUUGGUGCUAGCAGUGUGCCGCGGCCAGGGCUGCUUGGGGUGCUGGUCUGUCCCAGCUCCCUCAGUUCCGUUGAGGGCAGUGCAUCUUAUAGUUCCCUGGCUGUUGGCAGUGGUGACAGAGGGAAGGCGAGCGCCGAAUGGGUGUUGGUGAUGGUACGGGGGAUUAGGAGAUAGGUCUGGUGGCAGAGGUCCUAGUGCUGGGACAGGGGACUUAAAAGUGCUCGAUUCUACCUUUUCCCAUCGUGGUAUUCAUCCGCUUACCGAGUUGCCUCUUCCACCGUACCUGGUUUCCUAUCCCUCACCCAGUCCCGGGUUUCCGUUGGCGUGUGUUUAAAGAAUUGUUCCAAUAAUAUCAAUUGCACCGCAUCCUCCAAAGUCUUUGCCUGACAGCCCUGCAUCCAAUUUCGAGCCGCCCGGUGCAUCCGAAAGGCCCUUUCGGCAUACAAUUCUCGAUUACCCUUUCUCAAACCGCAAAACUUUCUCCUUUAGGCUUCCGGGGUGACGGCAAACCGGGCAAGCAGGAUGUAGCUUAACCGCUGAUAAUCGGGAAUAGCAUAUUCGGGGACCGCCUGGUAUUCCUCUUCCGCUCGGCCGGUGAGUUUGCUGCUAAAUAUCGCAGCCCAGUGUUCUUGAUCUAGCCCCUCUAAAGCGCACUGUCUCUCAAAGUCCUGCAAAUAAGUGUCGAUCUCCAUUUCCCCGUCAACAAAAGUUUUGAAAGCAGCAUAAUUAAUUUUUCUCAGCUGCCCUCCAUUUAUAGAUCCAGGUAAUGAUGCCGUUUCUGCCUGGCACAGGUUCGCCUGCUGGGCCCUUUGUUCUGCUCUUACCUGUGCCAUGAUACGCGCCACAAUUUCCGGCAAAGGAUUUGUCCCCAGCAGGCCAACUCUGCUUCCUCCUGGCUUACAUUUGACGCACCCCUGGCUUGAUUGCCCUCCAUCAAUUCGGCAAUGAGGGUAGCUUUCUUUUUUAAAGAAUUCUUUAUUUUCAAGGUUUCACCUGUAAACAUGGGGUACAGAAUAAAGAAAAGGGGAGGGGGUACAAGUGCAAUCCUUCUAAUUAGGUGAGUUACAAUUCGAUUUUACAGGAAUAGGGGUAGAGGGUGGGAUACCGUUGUUGUUGGUGUGUUGGUUGACAUUUGUGAACGUAUCGUGCAUUGGCGUCGAGGGGGUGGGUUGUGAGUCGGUGGCCUUGUGUAUGGGUUGGUGCCUUGUACUUCUGGGGGGUUGCAGAGGUGGGUGAGUGGGAGAAGGAGAGGGGGUUGUGUUGCCGUUCGUGGCUCUCUGCGGUCUCAAUGCAGCCUGUUCCUUGUGGCCCGGUGUGGGGUUGGUCGCAGUGGAUGGGCUUUGAGCUGUCAGAGUCCAUAGUCUGUGGUGGGCGCCCUAGGGUGGGAGCCUGCCCGGGGGGGUAGGAGUUCUGUGGUGGGAAUUGGGGAGGAAGGGGCGUGAGGAUGUUGGUCCUCCGUGGGUGUAAGGUAGUGAGGGGUUGGUGUGGUGAAGGGGCUGGAAUGCCGUUGUUCCCAAUUGAGUUUCCUGUUGUUUGAGGUGGGGAUUGAGGUGUUGGGUCGGAGAGGGGAUGAUAUCGAUUGUGCAGUUGUCAGUAGUCUGGCGGGGGGUUUGGGGUGAGGUGGUGUCUGAGAGGGGACCUGGGGGAGGGGAGUGGGACGACUGUCUUCCGGAUUUAGGGGGAUUUAGGGGUGGGUCAAUCUAUAUAUGACCCAGGGGUCCCAUAUUUUGUUGUGGUGAUGGGUCGUUUCGUGAAGUAGGGCCGAGAGAUUGUCCAUCUCCCUUGCUUCCUCUAUUUUUUUGAUGGUCGUGUCCAGGGUGGGGAUGUGUUUGUUGCCCCAUUGUUCUGCGAUUGUGCGUCGCGUGGCCAAGGCGAUUUUGGCUAGUAAUUUAUUUUGUGCCCUAAACAGGGGGGUAUGGGGUUUGGAUAAUAGCCAGAUCCAUGGGUCUAGUGGGAUCUUCGUGUGGAGGAGAGCUGAUGUUAGGUCCGCUACCUUUGUCCAUAGUUGUGUUAUGUGUGGGCAGUGCCACCAGGCGUGAAUGUAGGUGCCCUGGGACCCGCAGCCUUUCCAGCAGUCGUCUGUGGUCGAGCAUUUCAUUUGCUUCAACCGCAGGGGCGUCAGGUACCAUCGUAGGAGCGUUUUAUAGGCCUGUUCUCUGUGGUUAACGCAUAUGGUGAGGGAAGCAGUUGCCUCCCAUAUUGCCGGCCAAUCUGACGGGUCUGUGGGGGGGCCGAUAUCUCUUUCCCACGUUUUGGUGUAUGCGAGUGCUUCCAUCGGGGAGGCGGAGUUCAGUUGGAGGUAAAUGCAGGAGAUUUGGCCUUUGCGUAUCGGAGAGUGUAUGCAGUGGUGUUCGAAUUGGGUCAUGGUGGUGAUGGCUGUAGAGGAGUGGAGGGGGUGUUGGAGGAAGCUGCGGAUCUGAAGGUAGCGGAAGUGGUCAAAGGUGGUCAGUGGUGUGUGCCCUGGUAGGUCUGAGAAUUGGAGCAGGUGAUUGGAUUGGAAGAAGUGGUAGAAACGGAAGAGCUCAUUGUCUUCGAAGUGCGCGAAGUCUCUGGGGUUCAUCCCGGGGGGGAAUUGUUUGUUCCGUAAGAUUGGGGUUAGAGGUGAGGGGGAGUUAACUAGUUUGGUUUUCUGUAUGGUCUUAUCCCAUAUCUGAAAAGAGGUGUUAAGGGCUGGGGACGUUUGUGGAGUGGAGGGUCUGGAUUGUUUGGGGACCCAGAGGAGUAGUGAGGGAUGGUCCCUUCCCAGUAGGUCAUGUUCGAGAUCUACCCAUAUCUUUAAUCCUGGGGGGGCAUGUAGGUGUUGUAUUUGUGUCAAUUGGGCCGCCUGGAAAUAGUGUAGAAAGUUGGGGAGCCCCAGACCCCCUGUUUUCGUGGUUUUGUACAUUGUGGAUCUCCGUAUCCUGGGUUUUCUGUUAGCCCAAAUGAAAUUGUCAAUUUUUGUUUGGAGUGCUUUGAAGUCCUUUCGGACAAUGGGGAUGGGUAGGGUCUGGAAUAGGUACAGGAAUCUUGGGAGUAAGUUCAUUUUAAUGGAGGCUAUCCUCCCCAUCCAUGAGAUGGGCAUGGUUGUCCAGGUCUGGAGGUCUGUAUAGGCCUGGCGAAUAAGGGGGGGGUAGUUCAAUUCGUACGUGGAGUCGGGGUUGGCCGGCAGAGAUAUGCCGAGAUAUGGGAUGUCAGUGUCGUUGUACUUGAAUGGGUGUGAGCGUCGUUAGUCGUUCAGGUCACGUUCCGGUAUCCCAAUUGGGAGUGAUUCGGUUUUGUCUAAGUUUAAUUUGUACCCUGAGACUGCCGCGUAUUCGUCCAAUAGAGCCAGUAGGGGGGGUAUGGAUUGGCGUGGGUUUGUAAGUGUGAGGAGAAUAUCAUCGGCAUAGGCCGAAAUUUUGUAUUCGUUUUGUCUCACGGUAAUGCCGGUGAUUAGUGGGGAUUCGCGUAUUUUUUGUAAUAAGGGUUCAAGGGAGAGGGCGAAGAGGAGCGGGGAUAGGGGGCAGCCCUGUCUGGUUCCGUUUUUAAUCGUAAUCGAUGUUGGGAUGGCGUUGGGCAUAAGGAGGGUGGCCGUUGGGCUGUUAUAGAGGGAAGUCAGGGCCUCUAUCAGAGGGUCGGGGAUGCCAAAUUUUUUGAGGACGGCGAAUAAGAAAGGCCAUAGGAGGCGGUCAAAUGCCUUCUCGGCGUCCAUGGACAGGAGGAGGGUCGGGAUCUUCCGGUGUGUUGCUACCCAAAUGAGAUCUAAUGUGCGUCUGGUGUUAUCGCUGGCCUGUCGGGAAGGGAUAAAUCCCACUUGGUCGGGGUGGAUUAAUUUGGGUAGGUGGUAUUGGAUGCGGUUCGCCAGGAGUUUUGUGAAGAUUUUGAUGUCUACAUUGAGGAGGGAGAUCGGCCUGUAGUGGCCUGGGUCUGUGAGUGUUUUGUUGGGUUUCGGGAUUAAGCUGAUGUUAGACCUCAGCAUGUCAGCAGGUAGUGUCUCUCCCUCGAGUAAUGAAUUAUAGAGCGUGGCGAGAUGUGGGAGGAGGACCGCUGAGAAUGUUUUGUAGUAUUGGCCCGUAAAGCCAUCCGGGCCCGGGCAUUUAUGGGGUUUGAGUGAUUUGAUUGUGGAGGCAAUUUCUUCUGUUGUGACGGGUGAGGUGAGGCGUUGUUUGGUUUCUUCCGCUAGAGCAGGGAGGGGGAUGUCUCGGAGGUAAGAGUCGAUGGUUUGGGGGUCAAUCGGAUGGGAUUGUUUAUGUUUAGGAUGUGUGCUAUGGUCAUAGAGUUCCGUGAAGUAUGCGGCAAAGGUGGCGGCGAUUCUGUCAGGGGUGAUGUGCCUAGUGCCUCCAGGUGAAUGGAUUUCGUCGAUACUUUUGGUUCGCGUUUUUUGGCGGAGUUUGCGGGCUAAAAGCGAGUCCGCUUUAUUGGAUUUAUCGUAGAAUAGUUGUUUAGUCCAUAGGAGCGCCUUUUGGGAGUCUUUGGCCAUGAAAGUUUUAAUAGCCCGUUGGUGGGUUUGAAUUUGCGCUAGCUUGUCUGGGGAGGGAUCGAUUUUGUGUUGGGCCGAGGCGAUUCUUAGGGAGGUUAUGUGGUGUUCUAAUUCUUUGAGCUUCUGUUUUUUGAGUCUGGUGGCCUGUUCAAUUAGUGUGCCUCUGACCACCGCCUUAUGUGCUGCCCAUAGUGAGCUGGAUGAGGUGACCAAGGUCGAGUUUUCGGUAAAAUAGUUUUCUAUGGCUGUGCGUGUGUCCUUCGUAAUGUCCGUUUUUUGAAGUAAAGUGGGGUUUAGUCUCCAGUUCCAGGAUUUAAUCGCUAGGGGGAUGUCUAAUUUUAGGGAGAUUUCCGCGUGGUCGGACCAUGCUAUGGUCCCAAUUGUCGUGUUUGUGGUCUGAGGUAGUAGGGAGGGGGAGAGUAGGAACAUGUCAAUUCUAGAGUAUGAGGUGUGAGGGUGCGAAUAGAAGGAGAAAUCCAGAGUGUUGGGGUGUUGUAGUCUCCAUAUGUCGAGGAGGUUCGUGUGGAGUGCGAAGUUGGAGAGUAGCUUGUCUAAUCUUGUGGGGUAGGGCGUUGGACCUCUCGCCUGGGAUGUGGGGCGUUUCCGGUCUAGCUUUGGGUCCAUAGUUGCAUUAAAAUCUCCCCCUACAACUAGGUGGUGGGAGCUGAACAGUUUUAGGUGUGCUGUGAGGGUCGUCCAGAAGGAUGGGUCAGGGGUGUUCGGGGCGUAAACGGAGGUGAUCGCGUAUUUGUGGGUCCCGAGAUGGCCCACUAUCGUGAGAUAUCUGCCCUGGGGGUCUGGGAUAGCGCGCGUAAAGUGAAUCGGGCAGGAUUUGUGGAUCAGGAUAGCCACUCCGUUGUGUUUGCCGCGGUAGGAAUUGGCUAGGUGGCAUGUGGUGUAGUGUUUGUUGCGUAAAGGGAAGGGUCUGGAGUCUACGUAAUGUGUUUCUUGUAGGAGGAUCAGGUCCGCCCGCGAGCGGGUCGCCCACCGCAAGAGUUGGUGUCUUUUAGCUGGGUUGUUGAGCCCCUUACAAUUGAGCGACACGCACGAGAGCGACCUGGGCAUCUCGGGUGUGGUGGGUGGGGAGGGAGAUGGAUAGCUGCUCGGGGGGGUUAUGGGGUAAGGGGUGGGGGGGGGGUUGGUGUCUCGGGCGGGUGUGUGCGGGGGUUGGGGGUCGGGUUUGUAGGGUCCCUGGUCUUAUGGGUUCCCUGCCAGGUAGUGUCGUUCGUGGGGGGUGUUGGUGUAGCCUGAGCGGUGGGGGUCGUGUGUACGUUGCGCCCUGUCACGGGCGUUCGUGUGGGUCUGGGGGGGAAGAGAGGAAGGUUUUCACGUUCCUUUCCUCCUCUCCCCAGCAGCACGGAGUUGUGUAGUUCACUCACGGUUGAGGAUUUCCGUGGACAGUGGUCCUGGGUGAGGCCGUGAAUGGUCAUGUUGUGGAGUCACAGGUGAGGAACGGAGGUUAGUAGGCGUCCGGGGUGGCUGUCUUGGAGUAUGGUCGGUGGUUCGUGAGAAGUGACAUUGAGGUGGGGGUCAGUCCCGUAUCCAAUGCAAUGUCUUCAACGUCCGGGGAUAGAGUACCACUCCGGAUAGGAGCUAACAUGGAAAAAAAAAUAAAAAAACAAAACAACAUACCAAGGUAUGAUUGAACAACAAUGAACAACAUUGAACAGAAAGGAAAGUUAGGAUGCAGUUACCCGCAGUUGUGUAAAGAGGUAUUGUUUAGGUUUGGGGGCAUUGAGGGUAGGGGUGGGGGAAUGCUGUGUUGGAGGGGCCAAGUAUUGGGGUGCCCAGUCUCCUCUAGUGGUUUCUGUCCGUGGGAUAAGGGGCGUCUGGGCUGUGCAGGAGUAUUGUGGGAGCGGGCCCAUUCCUUGGCUGAGUAUAACUCGGUAGUAUUGGGGUCAGGGCUAUGUAUCCCUGGUGGAACAGGGGGACUAAGAUUAUGUCCUUGUUAUUUGGCCCGGUGUGAGUCGGGGUGGGAGCCUUUUAAGGUGAGGGCGUCUUCCGGUCGGAGCUGUGAGUUCUAAUGGUCCCCAUAGCCGGGAUAGAGGUGUGCCCGGGGGCGUAGUGAUCGUCACUCCCUACCCUUUGCCCUCUAUUAGAGUUGCCCCUUUUAUAUUGUGUUUUUUUUUAGUUUUUUUUUUCAUUCAUUCAUUAAGGGGGGGUGAUAGUACAGAGUUAUAAUGCCUGUGGGGGGGGUAGGGCCCUGCUGUGGAGCUUAAGUGUGUGACACCGGGCCGGCUAUAUCCUACCAUGGGUGUGUAGCGGUGUUCCCUCCGUAGAUAGGUUUGCGGGCAUGUGGGGGUAUGUCCUAGGUGACCCGGUAAGGUUAAAGGCGUGCGUGCGUGCGGGCGGGGGGGGGGAGGGGGCACGUACAGCACAGGGGGUGCUCCUUGGGGGGCGUAAGAAGAUUUGCCCAAUAGCUGGGGGGUUCCGCUAGGGUGCCCGGGGCAAAGCCAGUCCGACCAGAUCUCCCCGCCCCCCCCCCCGAUCCCACCCCAAGUCCCCUUGGCAUACUUGCUGUUCUAUGUUAAAGUCCGGGGGGAGAGUUCUCUGUCCCAGGCUAGGUAGGGGAGUCGUCUGUGCCUAGCCCGGUGCCAUUGCCCCGUCCGCGGAGGAGUGCUGGAGGAUGCGGUUUCCGGCGGGGUCUGCUCUUGAUGAUCGGGGCAAAUCCUUCUGCCGGAGUAGUGCUCGGUGUGAGUAGGAGGUCCAGGCUUCUUCCUUCGGAGGAGUUGGCUAUGAUGCAGUGGUGUAUCUGGUAAGUUCAUGGUGUUUCUGGGGAGUGGUGUUUUGGUGCGGGUGGUGCUGGGGUCGGGGGAGUGGUACGGUUACCAGUCCUGCGAUGCUUGGCCGGUCUCCGGAUCCUGCUGUUGUUGCCUUUUCUUUUUGGGUGGACGAGGUGAGCGGGGUCCAGUAUCCGGGCGGGUGUCUGUUUCUCGGCGGGGGACGGGGGGGUGUUGUAACAAUUGGACCCCCAGCGAUUCCGCGAAGGGUCCCAUCUCCGUCGGGUGAAGGAGUAUGUGUGCUUGUUCGUCUUUCCUGACGAUCAGUUUAAAGGGGUGGCCCCAUACGUAUUUCAGUCCCUGUUGUUGGAGGGCCAAGGUGAGGGGUUUGAGGUCCCUUCGCUUCUUCAGCGUUAGUGGGGAGAGGUCCUGGAAGAAGGUAAGACUGAUGCCUUUGAAUUUGGGCUGUUUGUAUCUGGCUGCUUGGGUCAGUUUUUCCUUUGCCGAGAAGUGGUGGAGGCGGGUGAUGAUGUCCCUCGGAGUGGCUUGGUUAAGAUUGGGCGGUUUCAAGGCCCGAUGUACCCUGUCAAUUUCCAAGUCAUUUGGGGUAAGGUCAGGGGCCAUCUCUUGGAAAAUAGCCUUGAGCGUGGGAAGUAGCUGUUCUUGGGUGACCGCCUCAGGUAGGCCGCGGAUUCGGAUAUUGUUUCUCCGCGACCUAUUAUUCAGGUCUUCCAUGCCGUCCUCCAGGGCUGCGAUUUUGCCGUGGAAAUAGGCGAUGUCUUGCGCAUGUUCCUGCGUGGAUGAUUCCAGUUUAGAGAUGCGGUUCUCUGUCUGUCCCGUCCUGGAGGCGAGGGUGGCCAUUUCGGUUUUGAGGCCCUCGAGCUGUUUGGUGAUUUCCGCGGCCACGUGGGUUUUAAUGUCGGCCGUUGCCUCACGAAGCAUGCCGCGUAGUACCCCGAUCGUAAGUGGGGCUGUAGGGUCCGGUAGGGGGAUGGUAUCCUCUGGCCCCGAGUCUUCUUCUUCUGUUAGUUGGGAGUCUGUAGUCCUCUGCGAGGCGGUUGGUGUGCGGAAGAGUGUUGCAACCGAUGGAGUUUGCUCCUUUUUCUUUUUCCCGCCGCCCAUUGUUUCGGAGGUCGGGUAGGGUAAGUGGUAUCGUUCAAUGUUGGUUUGGGAUGGUUGUGACUACGGGGGAUUGCGAUGUCAGUAGAUUCACAUGCCGUGGGGAGAGAGAGCUCAGGAAUCAAGCGUCCAUCUUCCUUCGAGGUCAGGCUCCGCCCCCGGGUAGCUUUCUUUUUGUUGCUCGCCGACUGACUCCGAGCUUACAGCAAAUCUUUCAGUGUAGUUCUCCUUAACUUCUCGUACUGCUGGGCCAUUCACCAGUUCUCCUUGAUUGGGAAUUCCAUUCGAUCCCGUCGCUUCCCACCAGUUGUUAAGAACACUGGUAUGUCAGAUAUCCGUUCGCUACCGGUUCCUCCCAAACUGCUAAAAGCUGAGUGAUUAUAGCUCGCAGUUCGGGUGUUGAUUCAAACGUUCUUCAGAAGACAAUGCAGUAUCCAAGUAAGUUCUCCCAGCAAUCAAACACAUACCCAAACAUCAGCCUAAACUAGUUUACAACAGGAAGUGUACAACAGGAAUGAAUUUAUUCAGGCCAACUGGCAGGUUUACAUGCAAGUCCCCAUUCAAGGGGUUUAUACCGGUGGUUGUGGUGUGCCAAAACCGACGUUCAGGUAGGCCUGUAAAAAGAUGGCCCACCAAGUAAAUGUUUUGAUAUUAUUAUUAAAUACGGACAAAGGGACUAGGAAAUCAAAUAUAAAAUGUAAGUUCAGGCGAUAGAGAUGUAAGGGGAAGUAAGUGUAAUCUAAUUAGAACCCAUUCUUAGAGAAACAAUAUAUUGAGCUAGCUCUCUAAACCCAAGGGGAAAUAAAAUCUGAUAAUUAAGUUAAAAAUAUGAAAAAUUAUAAACAUUGACAUUAUUCAAAAUCCUGACUGAGACGUUUUGGAAUCAAACUAUCGAUCUCAUAUAUCCAUCUCGUUUCUUCCUUAUUCAUUGUGUUAGUAAAGUCUUCACCUCUCCAGUUUUUAUGAAGUUGUUUAAUUGCUGUGAAUGAACUUCCUACACUGGAACAAUUAAGUAUUUGUUUAUAAUGUGUGGAGACAGAAUGGUUCUCAAUAUCUUUUUUGAUAUUGUGCAAGUGUUCUUGAAUCGUUACAUUGACCUUCCUAAUUGUACAUCCCAUAUCAUUUUGUAAUUAUGUAGUCAUACCCUUCAUACCAUCAGUUGGAGCUCUGAUAGGCUAAAGGCAGUCAGCUGACAAUCGCAGCCAAUUACAGCUGCCCAUUUCUGCUCAGUCAAAUACUUCCUAGCCAAAGCAGCACAGAGGUGAUGGUGAUCCUGAGAUUCUCGUUCAGCAUAAAAACAUUAAAAACGGUUUAAUGCUGAAUGAAAUUAUGGCACCAGGGGACACCUGACACUAUAACCAGUUUAAUGAGAUGAAGGACAUACAGCACCCAUUAAAAUCGAUUAAGUGAAUAAGUUAUGGCAAAUAAAUAAUGGUUAAUGCUUCUCAUGUGAGGGACAAAACUGCUUACAGAGAGAAGUCCUAUAAUUUUAUUAUACAAUCACAAAAACUAGAACAGCCAUAUGUCCAUUACCUUGACUGCAAUAUCACCCUUGUCGCCAGUCCUGAAUAUUACAUUUGAAUACAGUAAUCACUACAAGUUUUCUGCCAAGAUCUGAUAUAAUUUCUAAUCAGUUUUUUAUUUUAUUUUUUUAUGUAGAUGAAGAGCUGAGUAUUACCACCACACACCCCCAGGUUCCUAUUGGUCAGAUUCCAUACACUCUGUCAUUGAAUGCUCACUUCCAAUCUGCGUACGGCAUCUCCAAAAUCGAGUCUAACUGCAACAUCACCCCUUUGGAGUACACAGAUACUGACAAGACAGCAGCCAAAGUGAGCGAACCAUACAAUAACACUGACGUGUAAACCUUAGGCUUAUUAACCAAUUUUAAGAUGUACAAAGAGAGUUAAUUUCCUUUUCUGUUUCUUUCUCUGAAAUGUCUCACCUUGCAACUGGUCAUAUAAAUAGCUUGCUUUGCCAUUGUUCUGAGGUUAAAUACUUCAGAUACAGUCAUUCAUUGGCUCAGGCUGGCAUGGAUCUUGAUAGAGUGCUUUCAUGUUUUUUUUUUAAGUACAUGCUGUGUUUUUAAGGGUUUAACAUGUUGGGCUGUGACAAUAAACUCACAGUUAAAGCAUUUUGACCAAAACGCCGGUCCUUCUUUUCACCUCCUCAUGAUCCCCUUUGUCACGUUGCUUUCUUCCCCAUUUCUCCAGGUGUCUCUGGCUCAGGGGCAUAAGUUUGAACGAGAUGUUGAGCUUCUUGUUUAUUAUAAUGAGGUGAACAAGCCUAGUGCUACUGUGGAAUCAGCGCUUCCAGAUGCCAAAGCAGGUAAGCCAAUCAGAAGCCAAUCUAUUCAGCAUUCUAUUUCUUAUGUAACAUGGUUUCGGUCGGUCCUCUCCUUACCCAGUGUUAGAGUGCCUUCUCAUGCAUAAUGACUUGAGGAUGUUGGGAUCUGUGCCAAUAUAGCCAAUAGCCAAUAUGUAGCCAAUAUGUAACUUGCAGAUUAGGGGUUUGUCAAUAAGCUUAGCUGAUAAAUGAGGAGUGGAUAACCAAAGGAGGUCAUUAUAAUGCAGGUUUUAUUCUACAAACAUUUAUAUUUUACGUUACCUUUUUGGAAUUACCGGUGAGCUGCAUUUAACAGAUUUGCCAGUUUAACAACACUUGCCAGUCACAAAAUCCCAAGCGCCGUACAGCACAACCUAUUGCUCCUUGGCUACAGAGAACAGGAAUGGGUCCUCUCCCAACAUCUUCAUUAUUGUCACAGAGUGAUUAGGGAUGAAAAACAAAAUCCCUUAAACUUAACAGUUUAUCUAAGCUUCUCCUGCAUGGAUAUCUUUACUACAACAGCAUCCGCUAGAGCAGGGAUAGGCAACCUUCAGCACACCAGAUGUUGUGGACUACAUCCCCCAUAAUGCUCUUACACCCAUAAUACUGGCAAAGCAUCAUGGGAGGUGUAGUCCAAAACAUCUGGAGUGCCGAAGGUUGCCUAUGCCUGCGCUAGAGUCUGGUACAAAACAGCUCAGUUCAAACAAGCUCCAGCUUUAUCAUAUACAUUUCCUUUAUACAUUACAUUUUGUAGAUAGCUUGCAUGAAUAUAUAAUGCAUAUAUUUGUAACCUGCAAACUAUGUUUCUUAAAGCAGAACUGUCGUCGUCCCCCUUCUUCUGAAAAAUGAGUAUUUGUUUUAGAUUGAAACUUUAUGAAAUAGCCAUUCAAUGUAAACAUUACUGUUCCUACUAAUUGGCAAUGCUUUAGAACUAAAGGACCACGGCACCUAGACCACUUCAUUGAUAUGAAGGGGUCUGAGUGCCUGUAGUGGGGCUUUAUGAGAUUACAUUUUAGUUUAUAGUUUUCACUUACUCUUUACCGUAUUUAUUUUUCUCUUUUUACAUAGGGUCUGUGAUGGCAGAGCAAGUGGUGAUGUUGAAUUUCUACCCUAGCUUCCCAGCAAUGCAAGAGCAGUCUAAUUGUGGGGAGUUCAUCUUUCUCAUGGAUCGCUCUGGAAGCAUGGAAUGUGCAAUGAAUUCAAAACCAAAUUCGCCUCAACGCAUUCAGAGCGCAAAGGUUUGCAAAUGGCAUAGCGCACUAUGUGAACUUUAUUUCAUACAUGCAUAUUAAAUGAACACUCCAAACGCCAUAACCACUUAAGUUUGUUGUAGUGGUUAUGGUGCUAGGAGUGCCCUGGCACCAUCUAAUGAUAAGUCAUCAAACCGUUUCAGUAUGAUAACACAACUUGCAAAGUGUCCACAGCCACAGCCCCUCCUUCUAGUCCUCUUCACCAGGAGAAUCAAGUAAGUUCUCUAAGUGAAUAUGCCGCUCACGUUGGGCACCUGUUUUAAAUUAGGAUAUUGCAGAACUAAAAAUAUGCAGAGGCAAGCUAUAAAAUUAAUAAGGGGAAUGGUAGACAGUUAUGUAGAAAGGCUAGAAAAAAACUUUAUUUGCUUCCUUAGAAAAAAACCUUGGGUGUUCAAGGAUAUAAUUAAUAUGCAAGAGAUCAGGUUGUUGGUCCAAUGAAAAAUCUGGUUGCCAUUACAUAGUCAAGAUCAAUGUUUUUUUUCCCAUUUUUGUUGCACAAUUGCCCAUUGCUUCAAAAAUGUUUUCCCUUUUUUUUGAUAAAACGUUGUUUAAACGUUGAACUUGAUGGGCUUUCUUUUUUUUGACCUUAUUACUAUGAAAAUAUGUAAAAAGCUUCGACCUCGCGUGCAUAAGAUUUUUCCUUGAAUUAAGAAGUUGUCAAUACAACAUUCAUCACUAUAGAUUCUGCUUUUCUAAAUAAAAUUAACAACUUAUUUGUAAAGCUUUUUAUUCCUAUUUCCUAUUUAUAUUUUUCUAAUUGUAACUAAUAUUUUCCUGAUAUUAAAUCUCAUUGAAGUCUCAAUUACUGGUCUCUUGAGAUUUGUACAGUCCUAUUUAUGACCUGGUCAUCCGUAUGCUGUGUGUACUUUCCCUGAUAUGUUUUAACUAACUGGAAUUUCCUAUUGAAGGAGGGAUUAUAGCUGUGGACACUUUGCAAGUUGUGUUAUGAUACUGAAACUGUUUGACUACUUAUCAUGAGAUGGUGCCAGGGCAUAAAAUAUUUAUAAUAUACAUGUUUUAUACAGAAACUUUUGUUCAUGAGGACACAUGAUACAUACAUUUAAAAUGUUAAAGUUAAAAGUUUCUAACUCCUCAUAAAUAUUCAACAAGAUUUUGUCAGUUUAUUUCUGACCUUCUAAGUAAUGAUUUUUACAAAAUAGACGUCAUCACACCCAUCACCCUUAAACAUUCGUCAGUUAUUGCAGCUCUUCCAAGCUGACUAACUCUGUUCAUUGUCAUGUAAAAAUUUGCUCUCUCUGAUUUCUAUGAAAGUAUUACACUCAUGAUGCCCUGGUAAAUUUGAGCAUAGUGUUUGAGUGCACAUUCAUUCUCUGUAUUUCAAGAUUUAAGUUCAUGCACUCAUCAUUUCCCGACUUGACUAUUGCAACUCAUUACCCAUCGGCCAUCAGAAUAUCCACAUUGACGUACUGUAGUCUGUAAUGAAUGCUGCCGCCAGGCUCAAUUUCCUGAUAGACUACUACUCCCACACAUCACCCUUUUGCCUAUCUAUACGUUGACAUCCUGUACCCUUCAGGAUCCAAUUCGAUCUGCUAGCACUAACCUACAAAUCCCUCCAUAACGCCACUCCUAAUACAUUUCCUUCUCGUUCCCUUUACUCUGCACCACAUUCUCCUGACAUCUGUCUGUUCCCGCACUCCUAUCUCUUACCUGCAAGAUUUUUCAAGGGUUGCUCUGUUGCUUUAACAUUUCCUACCCUCUGCCAUCAGACUGUCCCCUAACCUCCGGUCCUUUAUGAAGUCACUGAAAACACACCUCUUUAGGAAAUCCUACCAUAUUCCUGGAUGACACUUCUCUCAUUACAGUUGCCUUAAUCCGUUUCCAGUUUCCUUGCCUCCAUAUCCCAGCUCCUUCUGUUCGCUUGUUCCAUAAACAACUUUUUGAAAUUAAUAUUUUUUUGUUUUUUUAAUCAAGGGUGAGGGAUACAGAAAGAAGAGAGGGGGUAGGGAGUAGGAGGGGGAAUUCAUAGCAUAUUUUAUACAUCAUACAAUGCAGGUUAACCUUGUUUAUUGUACAGCAAGUCUUAAUUUUUGGCAUCAGUUGAGUGAUACAGUAUAACUACAUAACAUUUGUAACGCUGGUUCUGUCCACUUGAAACCUUUGCGGGCACAGAACCGAGUGAUUUGACUAACCGCAUAGUAUUAUUAUCGUUGGUUUUGCAUGUCAUAUAGAAGAACACCUACUACUGACUCAGUACAAGAACCAGGUAUAGUACUGGUGCUGUUGGUAGCAGAUAGCAUUGUCUUAAUAAGCACCUCAGGUUUGUUAUUUCUAGGUUGGUUCGUAGAUUUACAGUCACACUCAUUGCAUCCUGAGUUGUGUCCAUGCCCUAUUGCGUGUUAAACCUGUGGAUGCAGGUCUAGAAAGGAAGAAGGGGGGAGGGGGGGUGACAUCCUAAAUGUGUAUAGUAGUUUUGGCAGUAGUUCCAUUUUGGUCGUGUUGACCCUACCGACCCAGGAGAGCUUAACCAUUUCCAUUUUGAGAUUAUGGUAGAGCACAUGUGUGGUAAUGUUUUGUAAUUCAAGUUAAAGAUUCCUCUUAGUGAGGGAGCUAAUUUGACCCCUGGUAAGUGAUGCUGGAUUUCCUCCAAUCAAAUGUGUAUAAUUGCACAAGUUGCUGCACCACUUGUGUCAGUAGGCCAAUUGGUAGGUCUUGUGUUUUUGACUGGUUAAGUUUGUAGUAGGAAACUAUUCCAUAUUCUUUCAGCAGCUAAAGAAGUGGCCGGUAUGGAGGCGACUGGAUUACUUAUAGUCAGCAGUAUGUCAUCUGCGAACAUUGACAGAUUGAAGACUUCCUUUCCCAAUUGUACCCCUUGUAUGUCGGGAUGGAGUCUAAUUUUGUGUGCAAGUAGUUCUAAGCAUAUGAUAGGGGCGAGAGAGGGCAUCCCUGCCAUGAGCCAUUGGUAAUAUGGAAAUGGUUAGAUGCAUGUGGGAGAUAAUAUUCAUCACUUUACGUAUGUUCCCCGGACGAAGCCGGAUUGAUCAGCAUGGAUUAUGCGCACCAACCUGUUUGCUAGAAUCUUGGCAUAGAGUUUUACAUCAGUAUUCAAAAUGGAGAUGGGGCGUAAAUUGGGGCAUGUAGUGGAUGGCUUCCUCGGUUUGGGUAGGAUGAAGAUCCUGUGCAACUAACCUGUCACUCGGGAGGGUCCCUUUGUUGUAACAGUUGUUGAAAAGUAUAGUCAAGUGUGGGGUCAGGAUGUCUGCAAACGUUUGAUAGUGAAUGUUAGACUAUCUGUCCGGGACAGGAGCUUUAUGAGCUGGAAAGGUUUGUUAUAGCCUCAUGUAUUCUGUGGGGGUGAAGGGUGCGGAAAUGCAGCACAUUUCUUCUAGCUGCAAUUGUGGGAAGUCUACAGAGUUCAAAAAUUCCUGUAUGGACUCUGUGCUCGGGUGCGGAGCGAGUGGGCCGUCUUUUAAAUUGUAUAGGUUGCUGUAGUAUGUGGCAAAUUAAUUGACAAUAUCCUGUGGGUUGAGGAGUUUGCCCUUAGUGGGGGAGUCGAUAUGUGCUAUUUUGGACUGGGUCAUGUGUGCUUGUAGUUGAGAAGCUAAAUGUUAGACAUGUGCAUUUGUUUUCGUACGAAUACGAUUUUGUCCGAAAAUUCUGUUUUUUUUCGUGUUUGUUUACUAGAACAUAAACAAAAGCCCUACAUACGAAAUAUAAACAAAACGAAAGGGCAAAUGCUGAAUGCAUUACCUUUUCGUUUCGUUCGUUUAAUAGACUCCGUGCUGCAGGGGAAUUAACCCCCACAGCACGGAGAAAUAACAGUGCGCAUGCGCAACCCCCCCCCCCCCCAAAAAAAAACAAGGAGGGAGCCGUUAGCGCUACCAGCUCCCUCCAUGUAAUAUUAAUUCAUACCCCCACCUUAAAACCUAUGGAGGGCACUAUGACACCCAUAUUAAUAAAUGGGUGGUUAAAUCCUCCCGCAUGCCCCUACUCGCAGCAUGCCUCCGAAACAGCGCUGCUCGAUUUCGUUUCAAACUAGAUAUAAAUCAGUAUGAGGGUCACUAUGACCACCAUUUUGCAAAAACGGAGGUUAGGUUCUUCCCGCGAGAAGGGGCAUGUCACCUAAACAAAUUUAAAACUACUCGUGAGCUGCCCAGUCACUAGUGCAAUAAGGAGGGACCUGGCACAGGUUCACCCUGUUCCCCCAUGGUGGGGAACACAAAUAAUUAAAAUGGAGGGGGACAUAGUGCCUAUGCAAUUGAUAUAAACGGAGGGGAUCUAAUGUCCCCCAUGGUCUCCACCUAUAAGCGGCAGGUGGAGACCCUAAAUAAAUAAAAGGGGGUACCUAAUGCCCCCCUGGUCCCCACCCAUGAGCGGCGGGUGGGUGUCCUAAAUAAAUAAAAAAUGGGGGGGACCUAAUGUCCCCCCCCAGGUCCCCACCCAUGAGCGACGGGUGAGGACCACAAAUAAUAAAGGACCAAGCCCUAGUCACUCCCCCCUCCCCCCACACAAUAAAAAUAAUAGUGAGGGGGAGGGGCAAUAAACUAAACCUGUAAAAUAAAAUUACAUACUUAACAUUAGAUUUCAAAAAAGAAACCAACCAAUCACAGUGUUAUGAGUCAAAUUACACAGCAUGAGAAAAUUCCAAAGAACUUUCCCACGCUGUGCAAAAUAACACAGAGUACUCUGAUUGGUUGGAUUUCAAGCCAACCAACCAGAGUGCUGUGACUGGUAAAUGUAGAGACUUACCGGUCAGUCUCUUCAUUUACCUGUCAGAGCACUCUGAUUGAUUGGUUGGCUUAACCAAUUAGGUCCCCCCCAUUAUUUAUUUAGGGUCCCCACCCGCCGCUCAUGGGUGGGGAUCUGGGGGGGGACAUUAGGGUCCCCCCCAAUUAUUUAUUUAUUUAGGGUCCCCACCCGCCGCUUAUGGGUGGGGACCAAGGAGGACAUUAGGUCCCACGGUUUAUAUUAAUAGCCCCCACUCACGGUUCACUGUGUCCCCCCAUUUUAGUUAUUUGUGUACCCUACCAUGGGGGAAUGGGGGGACCUGUGCCAGGUUUCCCCUCUUUGCACUAGCGACUGGGCAGCAAUAGCUGCCCAGUCACCAGUAGUUUUAAAUGACAGCGAGCAGCCACUGGGGGUCAUGUGGGAGGAUUUUACCUCCAUUUUAUCAAUAUGGGGGUCAUAGUAGCUGCUAGCUGUCAUUUAAAACUGGAUAUAAAUGUAUUCUAUAUAGAAGUCUUAGAGCUACGGUCAGAGUAUGUCUGAAAAGUAGAUAUUUAGAUCUAAAUAGCUACUUUUUAAUAUUGCAGCAUUGUUAUAGUUUUUUGCUAUAACUUUUGGUUACAGGUACUCUUACCUAGCCCUCUAUCACUUCUAUGUUAGAUACUGAUUUUCAUAUCCAGUUUUAAAUGACAGCGAGGAGCCACUAGCUGCUCGCUAUUUAGGCGACAUGCCCCUACUACACAGGGGACCUGGCACAGGUAGGGGCAUGCGGCAGGAUUUAACCUGUGCCAGGUCCCCCCUUAUUGCACUAGUGACUGGGCAGCAAUAGCUCUCUCGAUUAUAAGCUCUCUUGAGCACCUUUUUCAACUCUUGUCAAAUAUUCCCAUUCUAUUAUAGUAAAGUGCUGCAGACUAUGUUGGCGCUAUAUAAAUUAGUAAUAUUUUUCCUGAGAUAAAUGUACAUUGAAUGAAGUAUCCGAUUCUCUCUUUUCUUUCAGGAGACACUGGUCCUUCUAUUAAAGAGUUUACCACUUGGUUGUUACUUCAAUAUAUAUGGUUUUGGGUCCCAUUUCGAGUCCUUUUUUCCGUGAGUAUGUAUAUAUUGUGAAUGCAAUUCGGUUAAGUUAUGAAAGUUGUCUGUGGUUUAAAGAUUUAGUAAUUGGCUCAGCUGAGUGAAAACCAACUGCAGAAAUACCUAUGUAGGUUUACCUGCAGGUUGAAUCAUAGCUGCUUCCUUCCCUUUUACAGCAUGAGCAAAUAAAUCAUUUUAUUAAUGGAGUCAAUAUUUAAUAUUUCAUAUAUGGACUGCUACAAAGAAUUUGUGAUCAUUCUUUAGCUUGUGGUUGUCGUGAUUACGCAAAGUAAAACUUGGUCAGUUUUCGUCUUUUGAGGAAAGCCAUGUAAGAUUCCUGGCAAUGUAUUGAUAAUGGACCUAUUGGAAAUGUACUCACUGAAACAAUAUGCCAAAAAUAUAUAAACUGAGAUACAAGUUCAUUGCUUUGAAUGCACGUAUAGCCUGUCUGCAAGGAGUCUCUGAUUAUCACCUAACCCCUCAGGGAAACCAUGGAGUACACACAGAAGUCAAUGGAGGAGGCGGUGAAGAAAGUUACAGAGAUGGAAGCAGACUUUGGAGGAACAGAAAUCUUGCAACCCUUAAAAAAAAUCUAUAAAACUGGUGUCAGGUCAGAACACCCACGACAGGUAAGAGACUCACAAGACAGAAAGUAAUGGGCCAUGUAAUGCAGAUUUAUUGUUAUAGCUCUGUUUAUAAAUGAUUGUGAGCUCUCCUUUUUAUACCAUGGAGUGAAUAAGAAAGGCACAUGGUAACCUCCUCUCUCUCUCACAUGAUUAUUAUUAUUUUAUUAUUUAUAUAGUGCCAUCAGAUUCCGUAGCGCUGUACAAUGGUACAAUGAUGUAUGCAUGCUCCAUGCUUAAUUGCUGUUUUUUUUUUUCUCCUCAGCUCUUUGUUUUCACAGAUGGAGAAGUUGGGAAUACCAAGCAAGUGAUAGCAGAAGUUCAAAAGAACUCCCAACAUCACCGGUGAUUAUUACAUUUAUUCUCAUUAGGGAGGACAUAUUUAAUCUAUUUCUACAUGAGCAACUACAGCGUACGACAUUAAUGCAAUUUUUAUUGCGUUUCCAGAUGGGUUGUACCUUUGUUGUUACAAGUGUAUAGAAAUCAAAAUAAAAGGAGGAGAUCACUGUAGGUUAAUGUAGCGCUGGAAUGAAGAGUAUGCAAACAUUCCUAAUGCAAUGGAUCAGUCAUUAGAUCACAUAAACUAUUUUACAGAGUGAAUUGAGAAAUCAUUUUAAAUGGAAUAGCCCAUGGACUUUCUAAAUGCAUUUUCUCUCCUUCAUACGCUCACAAUCCUGUAGAGAAUCAUUAACAAAUGGUGCUGACUAAGAUGGACCAGAGAGAGAGAUCCCAUUAUUCUAUUGAAUAAUGCAUGCCAUGGGUCUUAUCAGAUAGUGGUAGAAGUAUCUGUGAGAAGUUAAUGCCUGUGCUUGUGCGCAGAUGUUAGCUACAAGGCUACAACCUACGUUUUUAAGGUUUCAUGACUUCUUUAUCGAGGUUGUGGUUAUAUUCUUCCUAUAGGAUCUAGAUGUAGCUAAAUUUCAAGCUGAAGCCUAGUAGUUCUUAUGUCGUUUGCUGUAGAGUUUGACUUCCUAGCCAUAAUGUAGCUCUCAUUAAUUCUCCAUGCAGGUGUUUUACUUUUGGAAUUGGUGAAGGAGCCUCCACGGCUUUGAUCAAAGGCAUGGCAAAGGCUGCAAAUGGCACCUAUGAGUUUGUCACUGGUGAAGACCGAAUGCAGAGCAAGGUAAUCCUCAAAAUAGGUCGGAUAACAUCUCUGCUAAUAUGGUAAUAAAUAUCCAGCUGCCGCUAGUUUGCAAAUAUACUUUGGGAUUCUAUAUGUUGUAAAUGACCAACUUUUAAUUGAUUUCUGAAGAAUAGUAGCUCCAGCUCUAACUAACUUUCUCAAUCAAUGCUCAAUCUAACAUGGCUGCUGUGGUGAUUGUUCUGUGUGAUCCUGCAGCAGCAGCCAGGUUAGGUUGAGUAGCAGUUGGUCAGAUAACAGUAGAAUGUGACCCAACCUGGCUGCUCAGCCAGAUAACAAAAGUUAACUUUUCUCUUAAAAAUCAAUAUACACUAUUAAAAAAUAAUCAUUAUGUUUCAUUAAAUUGAAUACAUUUAAAAAAGGAAAAAGUGAACAUUUGGUAACAUUAGAGCGAGUAUCAUUAAUGCAGUAUAAAGACUAACCAAGAAGCAACAUCCAAACUGCAUUGUAACCCCUGGGUUCCAUCUGGGUCUAUCCAUGUUAUCCCCUAGUUAUUCACUAAACACAGAAUAUUUUUCUAGAUCGAAUAAAAUCUGCACAAAUUAGCAAAUCCCAACUGGAUUGGAACAAUCAAUAAUUUCAACAAUUUGAUAAGCAUAGUAUAAAUCAAAUAACACCUUCAUGCAACCCCCACAAAUGUGCACUGUAGAAUAUUGCAUAUUCUAUGUUUCUAUUGAUUAUAUAUAUGGAUGUGUGGAUUGACAUAAGUAACAGAUGGUAUCAAUAAGUCACAAGGCUUUCUUUGUCCGAGAGUUCUGGAAUGUGGAUGUGGGGGUUUUGUCCUUAUAUGGCUAGAGUUAUAUGCUGACGUUAGUAUUAGCACUUCUAUAUAGUAACAGAGGGACACGAGGUCUCUCAGUCUUGGUCUCACUCUUGGCUUGGCUCUGUACAACGAUGUAACUCUCCCAUCAGAAGUCCAGCAAUUACCAUCUGCUGUUAAAUGUCCAUUAUCCUGUAACAUCCUAUAUUAUGUUUUAUGUAUCCGUAACUAAGAAUAAACCUGAAGAAACCGUAAGUCAGAUUGCGUAUUACUACUUUUCAAUAAUAUAGACAUAUAUUAUUGUAGCGAGCAUUUGGCCCAAGAAUAUAUAUACAAAAGACGUAUAUAUAUCAAUCAACUGAAGACAAGAAGAAAUUAAGAAAGAGUCUACAUUAACAUCCAUUCAUCUAGUUUUUUUACAUGCACAACCGUUCUCAGCAUUGUUUUUGCACAUAUUAAAACCUGGGAUGUAUCAAAUGUAAGGCAUACGUUUUCAUUUGCACAUCAUGAGCCCAUGAAGUUAUCACUUACUAAAGCAAAAUCUGCACUUUAAAAAAAAAUAAAAAAGUCUUUAUUUUUGUCAGGCACCAAUACAGCAAGAUAAUACAUUGUGGUUUGUGCCGAUUUUCAUCUUCAUAACCGAGUCAAGGUGCCAAAAAACACACAAUAUAAAAUGCAAAAUAUAAUAUGUGAGGACAUGUGCAGGUGUUUAAUUUUGUCAAAACAAGAAAACAGGUGUCUGAUGAGCCAUAUUCUGUGUGAUAGUUUUUUUUUGCAUCCACCAUUGUUUUCAUACCAUACCCACCUUGAAUCAGUAAUAGAAGGAUGUCUGCUCAACCCAGUAGCUGUUUCUAGGUGCCCUGAUGGGAGUAUCACUGACAGCAGUUUUGAAGUAUACCCACCCAGAUGUCGUUCUAUUCAGAGAAUCCAAUGCCGCUGUGGGAGGGAGGGGGGGCAUGGCUGUCUUUGCUUCCAAUAAUAAGACCUGUCACUGGGCAGGGAAAUCUGCUAUCUCGGCUCCCGGUAACUCACUCUGCCACUCGGAAGGGAGACCGGCUAUCUCCGUUUCCGGUGCUGUAAACUGCCGUUGGGGAGGGAGGCUGACGUAACCCCAACUGCCACUCCGGAGGGAGACCGACUGUCUCAUUUUCCAGGAUUGCGCACUGCCAAUGGGGAUGGAGACAGGCACUCUCCGCUCCCAAUAAUACUACUUGUCGCUGGGGAGGGAGACCUGGACGACUACCGCCGAUUUGCCCUUUUAUGUUAAUUUACGUUUGUGUACUCUCUGUUCAGACAUUGCUUUCUGUACUGUAUCACUGUUUCAAUAAACUGCUAUUUAAAGCAAAAAAUAUUAACAUUUUUGUUUACAAUCCAUUUUGCUAAGCUUUUUUAUUAAUUGGUAUUUUUUGCUGUACUGUAUCUUCUUCUAGGUUCUAAAGGCCUUGAAACACGCUUUACAGCCCUCUGUGAAAGACAUUGCCUUAAAAUGGUCUCUUCCGGCUGGGGUGGAGUCUGUGCUACUGUCUAAAACCCCUAGUGCCAUCUUCCAGGGUCAAAAAUCUAUCAUUUAUGCUCAGCUGAAAGGAACAGUAAGUGUAAUGCAUUGAUAAUGAUUUUGUUCCGUAUUGUUUUAUUUUCAUGUUGGCAAUCAGUAAGAUAUGCAGACAUCGGUAUAAUCAAAUUUUAUUAUUCUUCCAGUCAGAAUGCAGAAAGUGACUGUUCAUGAGUCUAACUCAGAAUAUGUUCACUGUUAGAAGUUGUUGUUUUGUUUUUUAAAUCUCAUAUUGUAUUAGUCAUUUUAAGUUCUUUAACAAAAGAGAAAAAAUAGAGAAAAGAAACAGUAAGUUCUCAGUAAACAUUACACUCUCAGCACCCAGUAAUCCCCUACCAUCUAAGGUGCAUUUGACUCUGUGCCACACAGGAGCCUUGUCAUGUCUUAUUGUACUAACAGCUUGGAAGUUUCCAGGCACCCCAGACUCGUAUGACAUUAUCGGCUGCCCCCUUCUCUUCCGACCAGCCAAAGCCCAUGAAAUCAAAGAAGGCAACACCCAAAGAGGGGAAAAAAGGCCCCACUUGUCCAACUUGUAUCUAGGUGCAACCCCAUCUGCUCCUCAUAUUUCCCCACCAGUCUGCUUUCGAAUCAUGACUCCUGCCUUGACAGGCACAGCCCCUUAUGUCACAAUCUCCCUGUUCUUCCCAACCCCUAUAGCUCCCUCCCAUCUGGACAUGUAUACAUUCCAGGGUAUCCAUUGUUCAGUGUGUUUGAGCACCCUGCCCUGCAAGGAGACCAUCAUGUAUGUGGCCACUCUAAUCUACACCACCCGCCCCAGGCACUGUUGUUUAGUGGGAGUCUCCUGCUUUUUCCAGAGGGGAGGUACCAGCAACUUAGCGGCAUUCAUCCAUUUCCUUGAACUUUUGUAAUUUCUGUCCUCUCCCACAUUAUCUUGACCGUGCUCCUGUCCUGUUAGCAGAGUUAGGUUCAUAUUGAUGUUAUGGUUAGGGAGGGAGGAGUGUGUGAACUGUCAUGUUUAGCUCACCCAAAUAGCUAACUACAUGUUAUUAACUAAAUGUUAGCUAUUGAUUGCACAAAAAGUUUAAAAAAAAUCUUUAUAUUUACUAACAUAGGUUGAGCAAAGUAUGUCAACUUGAUAACUCUUGCAGUGUUGUGUAAACAUAGUGCGUGUGUGCGGUACUCCUUGAGCCAAUUCAGAAUUUCUCUGUUAGAUGCCUGAGCUCUUUGGGUUAAACAAAGAACUGUAACUUCUCUGGAAGCAGUAAAUAUGACAUUUAGGAUUUUGAUUGGAGUUACAAUUGGCACUCGAGUUAGCAACAGUUGUGAACAGUGAGAAUAAUAAAGGUUAGUUACAGAAUAACUGUUAAAGUUAGAAUCUAAUUUUGGGUUAGUCUUAGAUGUAUCUCUUAUCUGUUUGUUUGUUUUUUGUGUAGGUGGAUGAGCAUUCUAAGGGUGAAGUUUCUUUGGAGUACAAAUUUAAAGAUGACAUUUUCAGGAAUGUUCUGCCAUUGUCUUUUCAUGUUGGAAAAACUGAGAGGUAAGGGAAGUCUAUAAACAAUGAGUAUUUAUAGUGAUACAUCUAGGAACAGAAUUGACACAAGUGUAGAGAAACUGCAGGUAGCAGUAUUAAUAUACUGCUACUUUGAUGUCUUCGCUGCUUCUAAAUUGUCUAUUUUACAUUCUAUUGUUUAUCUUUUCUUUUAGAUUUUACAGUGUGCAGUAUAGGGUAAUACAAACAGUGCUGUGGGAAUGAAGCAUGAACCAUAUAGUUUUAUGUCAAAUCUCUUCCCAUUUUAGACCCACCAUUCACAGACUGGCAGCCAAGGCUCUAAUCUCUGAGCUGGAGAAUGGAACAGACUCCGAUUCAGAGGAGGUGAAGAAGAGGAUAUUGGAGACCAGCAUUCAGUCUGGAGUAAUCUCGUCUCUCACAUCCUAUGUAGCUGUCAAUAAGGAAACCAAGCAGCCUGUGCAGGGUCCUCCCGUGCAUCGGGAUAUACCAGCUCCAGGUUAGACACUAUCCAAGUCCAGAACUGGGUCAUGCAGAAUGUCCAGGCCCAGGGAAAGAAUCUUAGUGUAUAGAGGAAGUAAAACUCAUUAUUUAAAGGGAUAUAUCAGUCUGUAAAAAUUGUUUAAAGGAAAAAAAAACUAGUCACCUCUUUAUUAACCCCUGAAGAAGCAGCAUUUCAACCUGGAUUAAAGGUGAAUUUUAAUCACUAUAACCACAACAGUCUCAGGUGUGUACACACCGCAAAUGCGACACUCGGGCGAUAUGCAGCCUGUUAAGUCUAUAUGUAUCCCAUGACCACCACAUUUUUUUAUUGUUCAUUUAAACAUUUUACACAAUAGCCUCUAAACCUCCCCUUGUGUCAGAAUUCUUAAAGGGAAAAUGGAUCAGUUUCUGUGUGUGCAAUAGUUGAAUGUGGUCUUUUAUGUUUGUAUUUGAGACUGUGUGUGUGCUUAGACUUAUAGAUCUGAAUUUGUACCUAAAUGCAUUAAUAAAUGUUGUAUCUAAGUUGGUUCAAUUUCCGGAUCUCCAUUCAGGAUGUGUAAAUGUGUGUGGGUUGAUCUGUAAGAAUGAAUUGGUUCUAAAUAGAUUUGCUCCAUAAGCCCAUUGUUCUGCCCAUUACUUGCCCCACUAUUACCAUUAUAGAGGAUUUAAAUCGAAAUACUAUAUAUUAAAAAUCAAUAUUCAUUUUACAGGAUUUGUGAAAAAACACAGGAUGUAAAAGCACUUAAUCACAGCAAGAGGCAUAUGUCACUCUAUACAGGGAGUGCAGAAUUAUUAGGCAAGUUGUAUUUUUGGGGAUUAAUUUUAUUAUUGAACAACAACCAUGUUCUCAAUGAACCCAAAAAACUCAUUAAUAUCAAAGCUGAAUAUUUUUGGAAGUAGUUUUUAGUUUGUUUUUAGUUAUAGCUAUGUUAGGGGGAUAUCUGUGUGUGCAGGUAACUAUUACUGUGCAUAAUUAUUAGGCAACUUAACAAAAAACAAAUAUAUACCCAUUUCAAUUAUUUAUUAUUACCAGUGAAACCAAUAUAACAUCUCAACAUUCACAAAUAUACAUUUCUGACAUUCAAAAACAAAACAAAAACAAAUCAGUGACCAAUAUAGCCACCUUUCUUUGCAAGGACACUCAAAAGCCUGCCAUCCAUGGAUUCUGUCAGUGUUUUGAUCUGUUCACCAUCAACAUUGCGUGCAGCAGCAACCACAGCCUCCCAGACACUGUUCAGAGAGGUGUACUGUUUUCCCUCCUUGUAAAUCUCCCAUUUGAUGAUGGACCACAGGUUCUCAAUGGGGUUCAGAUCAGGUGAACAAGGAGGCCAUGUCAUUAGAUUUUCUUCUUUUAUACCCUUUCUUGCCAGCCACGCUGUGGAGUACUUGGACGCGUGUGAUGGAGCAUUGUCCUGCAUGAAAAUCAUGUUUUUCUUGAAGGAUGCAGACUUCUUCCUGUACCACUGCUUGAAGAAGGUGUCUUCCAGGAACUGGCAGUAGGACUGGGAGUUGAGCUUGACUCCAUCCUCAACCCGAAAAGGCCCCACAAGCUCAUCUUUGAUUAUACCAGCCCAAACCAGUACUCCACCUCCACCUUGCUGGCGUCUGAGUCGGACUGGAGCUCUCUGCCCUUUACCAAUCCAGCCACAGGCCCAUCCAUCUGGCCCAUCAAGAAUCACUCUCAUUUCAUCAGUCCAUAAAACCUUAGAAAAAUCAGUCUUGAGAUAUUUCUUGGCCCAGUCUUGAUGUUUCAGCUUGUGUGUCUUGUUCAGUGGUGGUCGUCUUUCAGCCUUUCUUACCUUGGCCAUGUCUCUGAGUAUUGCACACCUUGUGCUUUUGGGCACUCCAGUGAUGUUGCAGCUCUGAAAUAUGGCCAAACUGGUGGCAAGUGGCAUCGUGGCAGCUGCACGCUUGACUUUUCUCAGUUCAUGGGCAGUUAUUUUGCGCCUUGGUUUUUCCACACGCUUCUUGCGACCCUGUUGACUAUUUUGAAUGAAACGCUUGAUUGUUCGAUGAUCACGCUUCAGAAGCUUUGCAAUUUUAAGAGUGCUGCAUCCCUCUGCAAGAUAUCUCACUAUUUUUGACUUUUCUGAGCCUGUCAAGUCCUUCUUUUGACCCAUUUUGCCAAAGGAAAGGAAGUUGCCUAAUAAUUAUGCACACCUGAUAUAGGGUGUUGAUGUCAUUAGACCACACCCCUUCUCAUUACAGAGAUGCACAUCACCUAAUAUGCUUAAUUGGUAGUAGGCUUUUCGAGCCUAUACAGCUUGGAGUAAGACAACAUGCAUAAAGAGGAUGAUGUGGUCAAAAUACUAAUUUGCCUAAUAAUUCUGCACUCCCUGUAUAUCAAGAAGGAAACGGUGACAGAAAAUAAAUAGAAAAAUAAACGCAAAACAGUAUACUUAAAAUAUGUAUUGCUAUUAGAUAUGCUCUCUACAGUACAUGCAAAAAAAAUGUACAAAAGUUGUUUGGUAUGUUAAGUAUUAUUUCUGCUGGUGGCCAAGAAAGGGAGAAAAUUGUACAAAUAAAACAAUGUAGUACAAUUACUACAUCUAACUGGGGCAGUGUAUAUGGUUAUUACAGAGAAGUGAAGUAUGUAAGUUGAUUAACUUUAUAUGUGUUCUUCUCUCUCAGGUUUAAUGAUGAUGCGGUCCAUGCCUUUCUCCCUGCCAGGGAGACCUAUGGCAAUGGCUUGUGCGAUGCCUAAGAGGGCAGCUUGUGCACAAGUAAAGUCUGGCGGUGGAGACAUGCCUCAAACUGUGAAGUGUGUUCACAAGAGAAAAAGCAAGAAAAACAGUUCUCAUGAGGAAACUUAUUGUAAGUUCUGUAAUUUCCCUUAAUAUCCUCAGCUUCUUCUAAUAAAGAAUUCUGUAUAGUAAAUUACAUUUUGUAGAUAAGGUUGAGAAACAGCGUGAUUAGCUUAUGUUCAUACGCAUAUUUCCUACAAUAUUGAUAGCUCCUAUGUAUUUAGACAUUGCAGAUAAAGCUAGAUGGUUGAUGGCGAUUUAAAUAUUUUUUUUAUGUGGUUCUUUUAGCGUUAAGGUUUUACCGUUGCAGUACCUGGUAAUAGCCCAGUUCAUGCAAUUCACACCAUCCUAGCAGAAGAAUGACACCAGGUGCCACAUCACAGCAUCUUUUAUUAAUGUAGAACCAAAACAAAAUAUGUCAGAACCUGUGGGAUACAGUAGUAUACCUAAAAAAUAAACAGAACAUGGUGUGAUAAAAAUAAUAAUAAAUCGUGAAAAGACUGCACUCACAAACUUCAGGAGAAUUCAAGCAUCUCGCAAAUCCUUUGCUCUAGAGGAUGAGAGGGAGUGGGGAGGAUUUGUGAGAUGCUUGAAUUCUCCUGAAGUUUGUGAGUGCAGUCUUUUCAGGAUUUAUUAUUAUUUUAAUCACACCGUGUUCUCUUUAUUUUUUAUAUUUUAGAUAUACUACUGUAUCCCACUGGUUCUGACAUAUUUUGUUUUGCUCUAUGUAAGAUCACUUACAGGGAAGUGGUUGUGGGAAGCUGUAUACAAAAGUUAAGUUUAUUAUUUAUUUACCGCUUUUCGCACAUGUUGGGUGAAUAUAGGGGUAUUCGUAUAUACUAUUAAUGUAAAACCAUUGCCCUCUAGCUUGCCAGCACUGAUUCAAACCUUGACUGCAUGUCAACACAGAGAUCCUACUGCUGCAAUAUCAGUAUCCUUUUUUUUAAUUCUUGCACCUGACAGCGCAUUAGCUUAGUAGGUUAUUGUGGUUUUUGACUUGUUACAAUUAUUUAUAUAGCGCCACCAUUUCUGCAGUGCUGUACAAUAGAUAAACAAGUUAAAUAAUUCUAACAAAAACAUGAGUGAUAUACUGGAACAAUAGGUGCAGAGGUCCCUGCCCAAACUAGCACACAAUCUAAAAGGAUGAGGGAAAAAUACACAAAGGGAAUUAAGCCAUUAGCAAAACCUUGGGUUAAAAGUUAUCCAGCCAGGGGGCGUGACUCCGGGCACUAAUGGAGACAUUCUGGGCCUCCUGAAAAAUGUUCGCACCUUGUUCCAAGCAAAUAUUGCGUUGCUGCUGGAAGAGUCAACAGCAGUCAUAGAUUGGUUGAAAGCUGGUGAGGAGGAUGUUUUCUCUGACACAACGCUAUGUCUCAUCCUCACACCAGGCCCUGCAGGCCAGACUAGAUGUGCUGGUCGACCCACAACAAUGCAGUAUGAGCUGCCUCACUUCUUCUGACGCAAUCUACCUGCUAUCCUGCACCCCAGGCAGGCUAAAAACACUUCAGUGUAUGGCUCAUAUCGGCUCACCAAGACCUGUUUUCAGUUGUUUGGGGAUAAGAUGGCAGAGGCGCUUAAAAGUAAGAGCUCCUUCAAAUUUGAGGAUAUGUAGCUCACUUUCCUGCAGAACCUCUGCAGGGCCACGCUGGACAGAAGAAACUCAGUCCAUCGGGUUACUCUGACCCUCCGAGAAGCUGGCAUCAGGUACAGAUGAGGUCUAUCCUGCACACUCCUGGCCUUCAAGGGAGAUUACCACCUUAUCACUUAUUUCGUGUGAGAACUCAGGCUCCCUCCUUACAAGGUUGCGGCUUGACUAGCCUAAUUGCAGCAACCACUCUGCUGGAUGCUGCUCUGCAGCAGACAACGGCUGAGACAGUCAUGACAUUCUUGGUGUACGAUUUGCCACUAUUUUGUGGAGUGCGUUGCCAAAAUGUGUCCCAGAUAGCUAUUUUUCAUUGUUCUUGCAUUAGUUUUUACAUUUUUCGUUUUGAUUUUGCAGUUCUUCUUAGUCUCAUGAUUGAAUCUAAAUCUCUGUCUUUAAGUCAGGUCCGACCAACCAUCAUCCCUCCCCAUCGUGGUGCUCAGGGGUUAUUAAACUAUAAAUGUUUACCCUCUUGUCCUUGUAGUUACGCAUAACAUUCUAAUUUUGUUUGAUUCUGUUUUAUCAUAUGUUAUACUAUUUACUUUUAAUACUUAUAGUCUUAACAGCCAAUUUAUGGCUUACUCUCAGUACUUUAGGGCUCCUAGGCUGUCCUGUUUCUCUGACUGUUCAUUACCAAAUGGCUUCCCUCUGUAGGUUUUACUAAUGUAUACCUUGCCUGCCUUUACUAUAGUAGCCCAAAUAGUAGCUGGUUGUGGCCACUUAGACUGCCUUGCCCAUCUUCAUUAUAUAUUAAAAAGCCCUUCUUCCAGCCAUCUCUAUCUUCUCUAGUCAUAAGCAAAAUGUAGCCUUCUGGAGGACCAUAUCAAGACUUUAUCCUGCAUAUUAUAAUUGCAAUUAUAUUUUACACACCUUGCAAUUUUGUAUUUAUUUUUUUGCAACUUCUAUUAGUCAGAUCCUGGGUAAUCUAAGCAUAUUCCUGAAUGUGUGUGAUUUUAAAGUACACAAGUAUCCAACUCCCUCUAGCAUGUAAGCUCAUUGAGCAGGACCCUCAACCCCUCUGUUCCUGUGUGUCCAACUUGUCUGGUUACAACUACAUGUCUGUUAGUCCACCCACUGUAAGGUGCUGCGGAAUUUGUUGGCGCUAUAUAAAUAAUAACUUAAUAAUAAUAAUCAUAAUAAUACCCAGUUUUAACAUACAUAUACGAACCACUAAUAACAUGCAAUUUCUUUUUCUUCAGAUCUGAUGUACUUAAUUUAAUUGGUAUCAGUUUAAUUUAUUUAUUGUUUUCUUAGCUUCAGGCCCCGAAUCCACAGACAUGUCAACGACUGAGAUUCCUGCUCUUUUCAGAUUGAUUUCUCUGCAGAAUGCAGACGGUUCAUGGAGCCUCAGCCCUGAAUUGGCUGCUGUCCUAAGUUUAAGCGAGGACACGCUUAAGCAGGGAAAGCCUCAACAGGUAUUUACCAAUGAGUUAUAUUUCAUACCUAGUAACUAAUCAACUUUUCCAGAUACAAACGUAAUCACUCAAUUGGUUGUGGUUUAGAUGUGGCUGUUAGUAGUGAUGACAGAAAGGACUUGUACAGCAGCAAUAUCCAUAGGUGCAAUCAUUCCUCAGAUUUUAGUUGAAAAGUUACAAAUGUUUAGAUAUUACACUUGUUGGGUAUAGCUAUGUGGUUAAAAUGGUAAUUUUACCAUAUAUCUUAAAUCGUUACUGCUGCUUACCUGUACCAUUAGUUAUGUCCUAUAUUGAUGGGAAGAGAAGUAUUGAUUUGGGGUUAAGUAAACUCAAUGGCUCUCCGGAUGAUGGCUAGAUCAUGUAUGUGAGCCUGAGGUGGCCUUGCGGUGCCAAAACUGGAGUUAAAUUAUUGCAAGGCUGUUGUAAAUGUUGAGGUAGAAUUAUCCUGUGUGUAAAGUCUGUUGUGUAGACAUUGAGAUGAUGAUACCUCUUGGGAGGUUGCCAUGGUCAACUUUUCCAAAAGCCAAUGUUGACCAUGGAUUUUCUCGCUAUGCAAACCUGCAAAUUUGGGAAAUCAGUGAGAGAUGGGUUCUCCCCGCUUUACUCUGCUGUGUUUCCAGUAGUUUGCAACUCAGAGUUCUAUAGAUGGUCACAAAAUUGAAAACUUUAAUUUGUGGCUAGAGCAUCCGAUUGUGACUAUUGUUGACAUCGUCCAUAGAGGGAGGAGAGUAAUCCCAGAUGUAGAGGACUUUUACAGUCGAUUCUGUGUAUAUAUCUCAGUUCACAAGGAAUCUGGUGAACUCAAAGUACUUUCCAAGUGAUAUAUUUUAUUUAAGUCAGUGAAAGAGUUAUAGUUGUCUAGGUUGAAAAAAGGUUAAUCAAGUUCGACCAUGAUGCCCAUUUUUUCUGCUGUUGAUCUAAAAGGAGAAAAAGUGGUAGCAUUCUCUAGUUAUGCCACAAAAAGGGGAAAAUCCUUCUUAACUCCAUAAUGGCAGUCCGAUUUCUCCUUGGAUUAACAACCUUUUGACAUACGUAUCAAUUAUAUCCUUGAACAUUCUGUUUAUGCAAAAGAGCAUCCAAAACUUUUUUUUAAUUAUCUAUAGAAUCUGAUAACACAACCACUUUAGGCAGAGGAUUCCACAUCUGUAUUGUUCUUACUGUGAAGAUGCCUUUCUGCCAGUCUCAGUGGGUGACCUCUUGUCUGUUGUACAUACCUGCUAAUUAACAAGUUAGCACACACACACACAUAUAUAUAUAUAUAUAUAUAUAUAGUGACAAACUUACUUUCCUGUGUGUGUUUGUCCAGGAUCUUUUGGCAACCGCACAGCCCUCUAGGGUAAGAAAACCAGGUCAAGACAAAGUCCAGUUUCAAAAAGGCCUCUGGCCUGUUUAUUUUCUGUUGUUGUGAAGUAACAGGAUACAAUGAACAGCAAAUCUUCUUUCUCCUCCAAAACACUUCCCUCACUUCACCCUGCUUUAACUGCAGUUAUAUCGCUGCUCACAGCCCCUACAGGUGAGGCUAAUGACCUCGUUAGGCAGUGAGCCAGAACUCUAUGGAAAACCUGGGCUGGACUCAUGCACAACCACUCUGACAGUUAUUUGUCGGUAGUUUCAACAUACGUACAUAGCAAGUAAAUAUUUACAACUAUCUAUUUUUCUUCUUUCGUCUUGGGUUUGGGGUGGGGUACAGAAGUAAGAGGGGUGAGGGUGAGGGUGAGGGUGAUUUCUCGUUUGCGGUUUGUAACAUACAUUUUGGGAUAUAUUGUGAUUCCCUUUCCCUUGCCCCCUCCCCCCAUUUGGGGGGGGGGAUGCGGUGAGACUUUCAAACAGAGGGAAGCGGGGGUUAGGCGUUAGUCGCGUGGUUUGUCGGGCAUAAGCCCAUGUGUGCUGUUGUAGUUUUCUCACUGUGGAUACUGUCCUCUUGUCAUGUUUCUGUGGUUUUCUGGGUUCUGUUCAGUGUUUUGAUCUUUGGUCUGUGGGUAAAGAUGUCUUUAUUUUAUUAAAUUUAGCCUUUAGAAAUAAACAUUUUUGCACAGCCCAUAUAAAUGUGGGUUUUUUUUUUGUUUUUGUUUUUAAAUCUCAAAUUAUGCAAUAAUAUUGUCACUUUCUCAGGUGCCCCACAACUCGAAUGUUUGGAUCUUGUCUUAACUAAUAAUUUAGUUUUAUUUUCAGACAAUAUAGAAACAUAGAUUGUGACGGCAGAUAAGAACCAUUCGACCCAUCUAGUCUGGCCAAUUUUCUAAAUACUUGCAUUAGUCCCUGGCCUUAUCUUAUAGCUAGGAUAGAUACAUAUUAAGAUCCUUUAACCUUUCCUUGUAAGUUUUAUCCUGCAAUAAAUGAACCAGUUUAGUAGCCCUUCUCUGAACUCUCUCUAAAGUAUCAAUAUCCUUCUGGAGAUACGGUCUUCAGUACUGCGUACAAUACUCCCAAGUGAGGUCUCACCAGUGUUCUGUACAAUGGCAUGAGCACUUCCCUCUUUCUACUGCUAAUACCUCUCCCUAUACAACCAAGCAUUCUGCUAGCAUUUCCUGCUGCUCUAUUACACUGUCUGCCUACCUUUAAGUCAUCAGAAAUAAUCACCCCUAAAUCCCUUUCCUCAGAUGUUGAGGUUAGGACUCUAUCAAAUAUUCUGUACUCUGCCCUUGGGUUUUUUAAGUCCAAGAUGCAUUAUCUUGCACUUAUCCAUUUUUCUAGUUUACCUAAAUCAUUUGCCAUUUGACUUAUCCCUCCUGGAACAUCAACCCUGUUAUAUCUUAGUAUCAUCAGCAAAAAGACAUACCUUACCAUCAAGACCCUCUGCAAUAUCACUAAUAAAAAUAUUAAAGAGAAUGGGUCCAAGUACAGAUCCCUGAGGUACCCCACUGGUAACAAGACCAUGCUUCGAAUAUACUCCAUUGACUCCAACCCUCUGUUGCCUGUCACUCAGCCACUGCCUUACCCAUUCAACAAUAUUGCAAUCCAAACUUAAAGAUUGCAAUUUAUUGAUAAGCCUUCUAUGUGCAACAGUGUCAAAAGCCUUACUGAAAUCUAGGUAAGCAAUGUCUACUGCACCACCAUGAUGUAUUAUUUUAGUUACUCAAUCAAAAAAAUCAAUAAGAUUAGUUUGGCAUGAUCUCCCUGAAGUAAACCCAUGUUGCCUUUGAUCUUGAAACCCAUGUGUUUUUAGAUGUUCAACAAUCCUAUCCUUUAACAUGGUUUCCAUCACUUUCCCCACUACUGAAGUAAGGCUCACUGGCCUAUAGUUGCCCGACUCCUCCCUAUUACCUUUCUUGUGAAUGGGCACAAUAUUCGCUAAUUUCCAAUCUUCUGGGACUACUACUGUUAAUAAUGUUAACAAUGAUUGGUUAAAGUAACAGGAUACUAGUUAGUACACCACUAAGCUCUUUUAAUAGCUUUGGGUGUAUUCCAUCUCUCUCGUGGGUGUUUCUUUUAUUAGAGACAUGGGUUUAUAAUUUAUUAAGUUAAAAAACUUGUUUCCCUUAACUGUACUACUAGCCCCUCUGGCCCAAUCAAUAUCUGGAUAAUUAAAAUCUCCCAUGAUUGAAAAUUACCCAGUUAUGCAGCUUUAUUAAUUUGAGAUAGCAGUUGCUCUUCCUACUAAUAAUGGAUAUCGACUGUUUCCUCUUGACUUCAAAUCAGAUUUACUAUAAAGAUAUACCCAAAGAUAAAAAUAGCAAAGUAUAUGCUCGCCAAAAGUAAAUACAAACAAAGUAAAAUAAAAAAAAAACAUUAUAUCAUUAAUAUGCUUACAGCAUCAAGAAUGAACGACCAAAGUUGAGGUCUCACUGCAAUAUCCACUAAAUUAUAAAAACACAAAGUAACAAUAUAUCGCGGGCGGGGCCCAACUGUCAUGGUAGUGAGACAUGUCCUGUUCGAGCUCCUCCACUAUUUCAAAGAAAUAAGCAUUUUCUAGGCUCUUCUGGCUCAUAUUGUGUCAAAAAACACUUGCAUUAUCGUACCCUCACCUUAGUGGACUUGCCAAGAGGUAAUCUGCCACAAGUCCAAAGCUUACCUACUCCACAUCCAAUCAUGCGGCCCAGUGCGCACCGGGCGGUAGAGAAGGCCGAUCGUCACAUCCGGAGGUGCACAACAGCUCCAGAACAAACAAAAACCUUGAUAUAUCCCUCAUGUUUGUUGAAAGCUGGAAUAGAGGAUGCACCAACCUGACCCACUACAAGCGAGUACAUACUCACCCAGAGUGCCAUCCCUCCCUCCACAUCGGGAGCCUCCAGCCCACAAGGUGAAGAAGGCCCCAAAAUGGCAGAGACGCAAGCUCCAUCCUUUGCCUCAGCGCCGAUCGACACGAGAAAGAGCCCUUGCGGUCCAUACUGGGAUCUCACCGAAUGUCGGAGGUGCGGCAGAGAACCAAGACACUACCAAGCUACUGGACCCACCAGUCUCCAUGUGGGCUUGGGGUCCCAAAGAGUGCCUAUAUAUUGCAGGGCUGUGUUCAACCCAUACAGGGUGUAGGGUGAAUAAGCAUUUUGGAGGAGGCCCUGAUCACCUCCUGUUCACUGACCUUUUGCAAGUUGUUAUAUGCUACUGUGUUAUACUUUUUUUUUUUUCUUCUGCUGAGACCUGCCUUACAUAUAUCAUUAUCCUCUCCUAUCACACUACUCACCUGGGCGCCUUCCAGGGUAACUCUCUAGUUAAGUUACUACCCAAUCUCUUUUCACUUGUUUUUAUGACACUCUGGACUCAGAUUUACAGCCUGUUCUUUCUUAUUAUGUUAAACCUCAAAUGUCAUUAUUAACCUGUGUACGUAAUCCUGCACUUCAAAAAUAAAGAAUUUAAAAAGAAAAGUAGCAAUAUAUCUCUAACAACACACAAAUAAUUAAAAACACAAUUACAUAUAACACAAAUAUUUCAAAUAAACUUGAAGCAGCAUGAAGCAGUUCAAAUGGAGUAUUUGUGUAAAAAAAGGAAAAGGGGGCCAAUCUUCCAAACUUCACUAAAUCAGUUCCAAAAUAUCCUAAAAAAAAGACCAAAACUGGAAAAAAUAGAUCAAUCAAAGAAAAUAAGACUAUACAUAUAAUCCACAAAAACAAUGGAGUAGAUAUAACUGCAAGUGAGAUCUCCCCUUUGGAAAAAAACUAUAGUGCAAAAAGAAAGGGACUGAUCCCAAAAGUACCUGACCGAUGCUACUUUGUGUUUUUAUAACUUAGUGGUUAUUGCAGUGAGAAAUCAACUUUGGUCGUUCAUUCUGAAUGCUGUAAGCAUAUUCUUGAGCUUAUCAAUAAAACGUUUAUUUUAUUUUGUUUAUAUUUACUUUUGGUGUGCACAUACUUUGCUAUUUUAAUUUUUGUGUCUUUUCUCAAGUCGCUAUUUAUAUGUAUGUUGCUGCCCUUACUGAUUUUAUCUUUAGUCCUUCCGUUUUAGAUAUUUGAGAUUUUAUAAAGAUAUACCCAUCCCCCUACUAAGCCUUAGUAAUCACAAUUAUGUCAUACUGCUCCUUGUAAGUCAAUAUCUCAAGCUCCCUGUUUUCUAACCCACGAUUCUUGCAUUAGCAAGCAUACUUUUAAGAGAGAGAUCAGCUAUGCCUCACUGAUGAUGCCUAACAAGGUUGAAACGAUUGUCUGGGGUUGCUGUGUCUCUUGUGCAGAGGGAACUUGCUGGCAUUUCGGAUCUGGACUGGCGGUACAGGUGGGACCAGUCUGAUAUGCUUCAGAUAUGUUCUCUUUGUAAUGGCACAGGGUGAGCUAAAACCAGCUUGAGAUCUGAGCGUGGACCCACCGAAGGGCAGACUAUUUCAGCUGCUGCCUGUUCUCAGUACACUCUUGCGCCUUGUUUUUUGCUCUCCUUUAUUUGAACAACACCUAUUUUAAUACCUUCUUGCUCUAGGAUACACCAGUAUCCUAUAAAUCUGACUGACGUGUUAGCCCUACCUGAUCUUUUUUAAAGAUCCUUAAAAUUUCUCAAAGUCCUGUGAGUGAACCAGUCUUUGUGGAUUGUUAUAUAGAUAGCAGUGGGUUACAUCCAGGUACAGUAUAUUAAAGAUAGAGUUUGGUUUGUUUAUAUAUGUUGGAGGGCCAUUUGGCCUGAAUAAGUGGGAGGAGUUAUGAUCCUAUAUAAACCCUACCCCCUACUUACCUUUGUCGUGCAAGCUGUUUGUCUUCUUCAUAGCAACCAGCACUUCCGGUCCGUUGUUCCCACCAAAGUCAGUCUCCAGCAAGCAGUCCAUCGCCAGCAGCAUCUGCCUCCGUCUUCCGUGCCUGUCCACCGGCUUCUACCCGACUUCCCUACUCACUACCCGGCUACCGGUCACGAGACCGGCAUGUCCACGCAAGCAUAACGUGGGAAAUAGCGUUCGGCUAUUUCCCACGUUCAGCCCUAAAAACGCGGGUAUAGGCUCCCUUCAUUAUUUACCUAUUCGUGCAAUUACGCUGUUCGUGUACUUCCGCGUUUGUGCGGCUAACAGCCGAACACGGAAUACACACGCUUUCGUUUUACUUUAGUUUAAAUCAAUUUACCGUACGUACAUACUUACCCUACGUUCGUCUGUUCUUUCGUACGUUCGUACAGCCGAACACAUUCAAACUGCUUUUUCGUGCAACCUUUCGUUAGCCUUUCGCACUUCUUUAGGGCUACAGCUAGGGCUUCUCAAGUCACGGCCACACGUUUUGAAUCUCUUACGGUCACCGAGAGGCCAACAUCCUGCCACCUCGUUCAAGUGGCCACAAAAUUCCCUCGGCCCAAAUCAUAGGUAGAGCCUCUCUCCGCCACUUGGCACUAGCAGGGCUUCACCUGUCACUCGGUUCUAGGUAAAUUUUUCGCCUCGGCACUAGCUAACAGGCCAGUUCUCCGAAGGUCUCAUCCCCACCUCUAUGACACCUUACUUAUCCAAAUCAUUAUUUCUUUUCAGAAUGUCACAAGAAUCCAUCGCAAUAAUCGGUCUGCUGUUAGACGAAAUACCCAGCACGCCAGUCAGGCCUGGGUCUCCAAAGGAAUCCCUCAUCCCUUCUUUGUUCAUUCCCUUCUUUGUUCGUUCCAUACAUCCAUACCCCUCAUACAGCCCUAUUUCGCCAUCCAGCAGCUCAGGAUUAACAUUAAGCACUCUGCCUUCCACUACAAUACCUCUACACGUGGCCCUCACCAAGCCUUCACUCCAUACGUUUACACAUGGUCCUCUAUGGGCACUAUGGCAAAUCCGGCCCCUCAUCUGGGCAGUUACAUACGUCAAUUUCGGCCCCGCAUUUGGGCAAUUACAUAUGUCAAAUUCCUAAUAUACGAGGGUCAAAGAAAUACAACCUUUCAUACUACAUUCCUAAUAUUACGCAUGGCCUCGUUAGGCCCACGUAAGUCUUUUUUCCUCUCUCAGCACACUCCCGAGAAUAUAUAUAUUUGUGCGGAAGAAGGAGAAGCAAAGUUGGUUGAGGUGUGCCGAAACCAACGUACAAGUAGGCCUGUAAAAGAGGGCCCACAAAGGUGAAUUGUUAAUAUAGAUGGGUGUAGGUGGGUGGGGACAAACAGCUUGCACAACAAAGGUAAGUAGGGGGGCAGGGUUUAUAUAGGAUCAUAACUCCUCCCACAAAUUCAGGCCAAAUGGCCUUCCAACUUGUGCUCAGAAUUUAUCUAAUACGUAAUGGAAUGUAGAAGGAGAAGCAAAGUUGGUUUAGGUGUGCCGAAACCAACGUACGAGUAGGCCUGUAAAAGAGGGCAAAAGAGGAUUCAAAGAAAACUCACUUUAUGGAAGUUUAUACAGCGUGGGUACUGAAAGCUUGUAAGGAGCUUUUACUCUGAUUGAGGUAUAUAUGAAACUGCGCUGAGGAUUAGCUGUGGCCCCAUCACUUAGUGAUGUAGACUGGAGUGUAAGAGCUUGAAGCUGCUGAUGCAGCGCUUUGCGACAGAGAGACCAGCGAAGGAAGCCAUGAUGUAGCUCCACCUAAAUGGAAGGUUUUAGACGUGAAGUAGUGGAUUAGGACUGAUAGUGUGUGGUUGACCUUGGAGAUGUAAAGCGGAGUGACAGCAUAGGAGGUUAAGUAAGAUGCUUGAUUUGUAGGUUUGGAGAAAGAGGCAAAAAACAAAACAAACAAUAUUUUAACUGCAAAAGUCUUGAUUCAAGCAAACUCUAAUUGUGACAUGUACAAUAUAAAAGGCCCUGGCGUGAGUGAUAGAGUAGUCGUGAAACUGCGUGAAGCGUGCUCACCUGUACAUGGUGUAAUUGUGUGCUUAGUCCAAGAUUAGCUCAUUGAAUGGUGGUAUCCUGCAUGGUAUGUAGUGGAUCGUAGGGAGUGCCUGAAAGAAGACCUUAUAUUGAGAGCGUGCAAAAGUGUCAGCGGCUGUGUAGUGGACACCGGGAAUGAAAAUGUAGACUAGAAAGAACUGAGGGGUUGCUGCCUGCCAGAUCAGCCUGCAAAUCAGCCACAGUGGCGGCGAGUAUGAACGCCCUUGCUAAUGAAAUUGCAGGCUGCGGAGUUGUCAGAGCAGCAUUUAACUGCUCUGCUGGUCUAAAAGAUGACCCCAUGUGAGGGAGGCCACCAGGAAGGGGUAGAUCUCCAACAAAGAAGAGGUCUCUCUAAAGGCCGGCAAGGCAUCCGUCUCAGUGGGCCAGGCAUCCCUAACGAGUCGUUGCUGAAAAAUGGCUGUGAACCCUGUGCUGCUGCGUCUGUGUGAAUUUAAAGUGAGUGUGUUGAAAGUGGGGGAAUGAACGAAGAGAUCACAAUCCAUGCGGCCGAAAAACAACUCCAAUUGUGGAAAACUGCCAUGGCUGGAUCGCCCGAAUGCUUGGGCAUGGGUCGGCAUCUCGUGGAGCAAAUUUAAGUAGCCCAGGGACAAGAGGCCAACCCUGUGGAAUGAUAUGCACAACAAAGUUGAGGGACCUAAACCAGGACUGAAGCCCCCACCUAUUGUGCGCAACAAAGGACAAAUCCGUUCCUAAUGCGGGACAGAUCGUCUGGUAUACUGGCUUGGAAAGAAGUGGAGUCCAAUAUUAUGCCCCAGAAAGCGAGCCUGGAAGAGGGACCGACUGUUCCCUGGUGACAGAGGGACCCCGAGUGUCGUGAAAGGGGGGGUUGAGGGGCUGUGGUGGUGUGAACACUGUUAGGUCUUUGUGAACCCGUUAAAUCAACAAAAAUUCAUCCAGAUAGUGGAUGACUGAUGGACGCCUGAAUAUAGGAGCAGCCAGCAGAAGGUUUCUGCAGAGGGUGGUACGGAAGGGGUCUAUGAUCAAACAUAUUUUUUGUAUAGUGAAUGGCUACCCCGAUGGGAGUGAUACACCAAGAUGAGAAACAUGAAGACCGGAAAGGGCCGAUCGUGAAACCAGCGUAUGAUUGCUGUGGACAGAAGGUGGUCCACCGUAAGUGGGUCAAUAGAUGUAGAUAAUAGGUUAGGGCAUACGAGUGCGCCUGUGGGGUUGGCGAUAAGACCCGUGUGAAACCCCUGUGAGAAACCCGGCAUCAGAAUCUACCAGAUGCCUAGCUGGGUGUGAAUGCAGAUAGUAUUUCAGUUUAUCAAUGUUGACCUUAGUUAGGAGUAUUUUAGGUGACAGUCGGGCUGUAUAUGUGGACUAGGUGUGGCUUCUGGAGCAGAUGAAGCAGAUGUGUGAUACUGUGAGUGCAAGCCUUUUUUCAUUUGUUUUAUAUAUAUUAAAUAGUCCUUAGAUAAUAUAUAUAUAAAAACAAAUGAAAAAAGGUUUGCACUCACGGUCUUGUAAUGUAAAAUGUAGCAUUCUUUAUUCAAAAUUAUUCCAUAAAAUCGUCACAUCAACGUUUCAGCCCUCGUCCGGAUGAACUGACAACAAUCAGUUUAUCCUGAAGAAAGCCCCAGACGAGGGCUGAUACGUUGGUGUGACGAUUUUAUGGAAUCAUUUUGAAUAAAGAAUACUACAUUACAAGACCGUGAGUGCAAGCCUUUUUUCAUUUGUUUAUAUACAUAAACAUACAAAAUAGAUAGUCCACCUCACUCUCUUAUGCACUAAACAAUGAUUUCAAAUCUCACAGAUUAUAAUAGUUUUACUUAAAAACACCUCACCUAGUCAAAAAAUAAUGGGGGUUUAGUUAUAUUAUAUGAUCAUAUUUCAAUAUAUAUAUAUAAUGCCAAAAUACCAGAGUAUUACAUCAUGCAAUGAUACCUUUUUUUAUUGGACUAACAUAAUAAUUAAAAGACAAGCUUUCGAGAGUUCCCUGGACUAAAACGGCUAAUCCAAUUUACACUAUAUAUAUAUAUAUAUAUAGCCUAAAAUGUGAAAUUCACUUAAGUGGACUACAAUAACAAAUGAAACGUUAACAUGAAGCUCCUACGAUGUUUGAGAACUUAUAUUAAACAUUACUUUACCUGUUUAAUCCUCAGAGUACUGAUGAUUCGUUGUGGGUAACAGUUCUUGCUGUUAUCUGGCUCCAUGCUAUGUCCUUCGAUCAGAAAGAUGAGUGGGAACUCCUGGAGGGCAAAGCUGUGUCCUGGAUCAAGUCCAAAGCAGGUAAAGAUUAGUAAGAGGAGAAUAGCUGGUAAUCCGGGGAGGAUGUUUCACCUGAUCUGAACUCAAGUUCUCUUUUUAAAAAAAUUACAAAUGACAGGGUAGUUCAACCAUCCCAAAAGGCUACUUUUCUGCAUAAAUCCUCCUAAUGUUUUUGUCUCAUGUAUUUUUGACAAUGAAGAGCUAAUGACAAGUGAUGCAUUAAGACUAACUUCCCAGGUUAUGAUAUGUGUCUUAUGGUAUGUAUGGUCCGUGUCCCCUGGGGCUAUAGGUGAACUGUAACACUGGCUUCUCCUUCUCCCCACACACAGAAAGGUAAUUCUAGACCGACACGUUAUAGGAGUCAGUAAAAUGACAGUUCCUUGUUCCCAAACCACAGUAAAUUCUAUUGCAGUGUUUACUGUGGUGAAACUUGGUGGGCAAUCCUUCCACCACAUGAUGCCUCAGGCAUGCUUGUUCAUACUUGAUCAUUUACACAGAACUGCGAUAUGAGCUAAUGCACACUGGGGUAUUGCUUCACAAGUGCUGUAUGUGUGCAUGGUCGUGCAGGAGUUGAACAAACUUAAUUUGCUGUACCUCUCUAAAUGUUAAUACCUAACCCUGGCAAUAGUCCUUAGAUAAUGUAUGUUGCAAUCCCAUAAUAACAACCAAUGCAUAGAUAUUUAGCCACAUAUUGUAAAGUGAUUUAUUGUUAGCAUUAUAUUAAAUGGUGUUCUGGGGAGAGGAAGGGGUUAAACUUACCUCUUUCUCCAGCGCUGGGCGGGGAGCUCUCCUCCUCUUCGGCUGAGCUGCGCGCGCAUUCAUCCAGUCUCAUAGGAAAGCAUUUAUAAUGUUUUCCUAUGGACGCUGGCGUCUUCUCACUGUAAUUUUCACAGUGAGAAGCACGCAAACGCCUCUAGCGGCUGUCAAUGAGACAGCCACUAGAGGCUUUAGAGGCUGGAUUAACCUAUUUAUAAACAUAGCAGUUUCUCUGACCCUAGCUGCACCAGGCACCCAGACCACUUCAUUAAGCUGAAGUGGUCUGGGUGCCUAUAGUGGUCCUUUAAUAGCCCUGAAAAAUAUGUUUAAAAUAAGUUUUUCUUACCUUAAUCCAGCAUCGGGCGUAGUUCCUGUAGCUGCGUGGCAUGUCCCCUUGUGACAUCACAGAAGCAGCGUGGAGGUCUAGAAUCCUUUGGUUCAACCAGGGAUGGAGAACAUUUUCAUGUUGGAAGGGUGCCUUCUUUUACCUGUAAUCAAAUAAGGCUACAUUUAAGAAACUUCAAUUAGAUAUUUUUAGAAAUGUACAUUAUUUUGCAGAAAUCUGACUACUAUGUACUUGAUCAUUUCAAAAAAUUCAAACUAUGUGUUAAUUUUUUGCGCACUGAAGGACUUAGAAAGCCACAUUGGGCCUUAUGCACGCAUGUUCCAUCUGGGCCAUUUAAGAUCUGGUAAACUCUGCUAAUUGACACCUUAUACUUUUUGUUAUGGUCCUUUAAUGUAGAAAUAAAGCUGUUUAAUUUAUGCUAAGACUGUGGACAGUCCAUGUUCUCCUUACAUUAACCAACUGUGGAACCUAUGAAGGAAGUUAUAAACACCUCACCAUAGUGUAAUGAGACUACUAGUCCAGGUUUGGAUCCAUGGCUGACAGAAACAUGUUGUAUUCCCUUCUGGUGUUCUCUAAUCUUCUGGUCAACCCAGAGAUCUCCAAACUUCAUAACAAACUAUGUCAUUUUGCAGGAUCGUCUUUGAGUGAAUUGGUGAAAGCUGGAAACAAGUUGUUAAACUCUUCAGUGGAUCUUAAAGUUUUUGGCCUGUGA
Pelobates cultripes (western spadefoot toad) is the source of this 52173-nucleotide messenger RNA. Lineage: Eukaryota; Metazoa; Chordata; Amphibia; Anura; Pelobatidae. The record is from the annotation of a GenBank genome assembly.